Messenger RNA from Coregonus sp. 'balchen', 55161 nucleotides. The record is from the annotation of a GenBank genome assembly. NCBI's taxonomy places the organism in Eukaryota, Metazoa, Chordata, Actinopteri, Salmoniformes, Salmonidae.
AUGACAGAGAUUGAGUCUAAAGUGAAGUAUGCGAAACUAGCAAGGUCCCUUCCGACAUAUGGGGUCUCCUUCUUCCUGGUGAAGGUAAGAUAAAAUAAGAGAGGGUUGUAUUUUCCAACAGAAAGUAAACUGAACGAUUUACUAUGUAAAUACAGCUGACUGCAAAGUUAAGAUUAGCCUUGAGAGCUGUGUGUGCAUGCGAGCGAGAGAUAGCGAAAGAGAGUGAGAGAGCGAUAGAGAGUGAGUGAGUUAGAGAGAGUGAGUGAGAGAGAGAUAGCGAAAGAGAGUGAGUGAGAGAGAUAGAUAGAGAGAGUGAGUGAGAGAGAGACGAGGAGAGAGAGUUGGGGGUUUUAAGAGCAUGAUAAAUAAUUAAUUUUAGCAGCACUCUCUCACACAGCAACCACAGCCAAAAACAUAGAUAUACUGUAGGUAAUGCACAUUUUGGAAGUUUAUUGCAACCUUUAAUUUGUUAAUUGUCACUCUUAAACCAGCUCAGUGCUCCCAGAACAAGCCUUCCAUAACUGUAAGGCUCCUAAAUAUGAUAUGGAAGGAAUUCAGCCUGUCUGUGAUGGUGGGACUACGGCCAAUGAAACCUCUCUGACAGUUCACCUGUGCUGUGAGUCCCAGACCAGAAGAUGUUUCAAAACCUCACCCACCUGCUUUGUCCGAAAUAAAAGGUUACAGAUUUAAGAUCUCUAACAUGUCAAACCACUUCAGAUUCCAAAAUCUGACUUCCUGAGUUGAAUACACUGUGAAAAACGACUUAAGCAAAGACAAUGAACAAUUGGAAUAGUUCUCUAAACAUAGCUACCAUGAUAUUCAACAUAAUUUUAUCUGACCUUGGAUGAAAACUGUACAAGUUGCUCUAAAGCUGUUCCCUUGUUCCUGUCUUGGAGCUAUACUUUUUUAACCUGAAAUAAAAACAAUUGCCUGGAGACGUGAAAAGGUAUUUUUCAACUCCCCGUCCUCCUAACUGUUAAUUGUGUGUAGUGUUCAGCGUUGCUGGAGUGGUGCCUCUGAAGUGAGGCAUAAUGGAUUGUGUGCGGGCAGAGAGGAGGAGGGCACUAGAGCCAGGCAGAGUCAGUGUGCUGCUGCUGGUGGAAGCUCCAUCCUGACAAACUGACAGCCAGGCUGAGGCUCCCCUAGCAACAGAGGCCUGGCCUGGGGAAGGAGGGGGAUGGCCUGUUCAGCAAAACAGCAGGGAGCCCCGGUUAAACAAGCCUGAACUCUGCAAGGUCACUCCCCAUCCGCCCUCCUCCUCCACUGGGGCUCCUGACUCAGGACAGACAAACAGAACAGAGCAUGUGUGCUAUCUGUGGCAGGCAGUGCUGCUCCGCUGCUGUUUUAAUUUCUCUGAAUAAAGAGAUGUCCCCAGUGAAUCAUCUGUGUAGGUGUUUAACACCUAUGAAAAUAUUGUGUUAUGUCUUGUCUGUUAGGAAAAGAUGAAAAGCAAGAAUAAGCUGGUCCCUCGGUUACUGGGGAUAACCAAAGAGUCGGUGAUGCGGGUAGAAGAGAAGACUAAAGACGUGGUUCAGGAGUGGCCCUUAACCACGGUGAAGAGAUGGGCUGCUUCUCCCAAGAGCUUCACCCUGGUAUGACCUGCCCUCAGUCUACUCCAAUCCCACAUUCACAGGAACACAUUCCACUCUCUUAACCUCUCUUCUGUCCCUCACAUCUCCAUAUAGCAACAUAAAUAACUGCUAAAGAGUCUGUUGUUGUUGUUACUACCCACAAUCCACAGUGUUAUUGUUCACUUUUCAAUAAGCAGUUAUUGUAUAUAUUAGACUGUGUAUACAAGGGAUUUUACUGGAAGAAUGUGAAGCACUUGGAUGUUUUAUUCAUUUGAGUGCUUUUUCAAUUUAGUAUUUUUGUUGUUGUCAAUAUUGCUGGGUUUUUUUUUCAUCUCGCCUUAUUAAGCAAGACUUCACUCAACUGGAAUGAAUAACCCAUUUAAAGAUUAAUAGCAAGUGCAAUUUUUAAACAUACUCAAAGGUGCAUUUGCCAACAUUGAUUUGAAUUAAAUAUUACUUGUCUCACAUAGGCAGCCUUUGAAGUGUAUGAUACUGAUAUUGAAAAUGAGUAUUUUCAUAUUUAAUCAGCUCUUUGAGGACUCAGAAUCGUAGUGGAACGGAGUCAAAGUGUGUCUGUUCAUUAGGAGAAGGAAUGGUGAAGGUGUUGCCGACAUACCUUUAGUCCAUUCAAAGCUUCUUUCUCAGUACUCCCACAUCUUCCUGUGCUUGUGUGGAUGGAAAUAAACUUUGUGAACGUAUAGCACAGCAUGACAAAGAGCUGUGACACCUUGUGAAAUUAGAAGGCCCUGGUUCAACCUUGAUCUCUGAGAAAGCUGCUGUACUCCACAUACGACAUACACACACUUCUCCAUUUCCUAGAGGUAUCACCAGGAUACUGUGGGCCUAUGUACUGACAGAUGGAGAUUAGUUAUGUGAUGAAGAUAUUGCUACGAGAGGCGUCCAUUUUAGUGGACCUGUGCUGUAACUUCAGUAUCUCUUCUGACUAUCUGCUUGUACCCUGCAGGACUUUGGGGAGUACCAGGAGAGUUACUACUCUGUUCAGACCACAGAGGGGGAACAGAUUUCUCAGCUAAUUGCAGGAUACAUCGACAUCAUCCUCAAAAAGGUAAGUCAAGGCAAACCAGAAAUGACCAAACCAGAAAUUACCAAACCAGAAAUGACCAAACCAGAAAUGACACUUCCCAAGUACUGUAUUUUCUUUAUUAUGACACCUUUUGAUAUUCCCUUCCACAGAAGCAGAGUAAGGAUCGUUUUGGCUUGGAGGGAGAUGAGGAGUCCACCAUGCUAGAGGAAUCGGUCUCUCCAAAGAAGUAAGAAAGGUUCAUAAUGCACAUACUAAAUGGUCUUAAUAGGGUGUAGUCCCAUUUACGUUGAGAAUGCUGACCAGCCAUAUUCAGAAACUACAGACUAGUUCCUCAUGUGAAUGUAAACCUUGGUUUAAUUGUGCAUAUAAUCACAUUUCUGCCUGCCCCGCAUUCCACCCCUUAGAAAAAGAACACAAAAUGAGUUAGACUGAAUUUACCUAUAACAUACUGUAUAGUAUCUGUGAGUUAACAUGUUCUCUGAAACACUAUCCCAGAAUGCCCUCUGUUGUCCCUCUCUCCUUCAGGAAUGUUAGCUUUUAAUUUUUCCUAACCUCCAUAAGAAAAAGCCCCCAGGGCAAGACAGCUAUAUUAUUCUGCAAAAAAAGCACGAAAUCAUCAGGAAGACAUGAAUGAAGAUAUCAUGUUCCUGGAAGCAAAAAAUUUUUUUCUCCACUGAGUUCAUCCCAGUUGCCUAGUUUUCCUCCUGGCCUGGCCUUGCAGCCAGACUCCUAAAGACUCCCUAAUACAGAUGGACUCUUGUCCUGUCACGCGAAACCCAGACACAGGUUGUUAUUGGAAAUCUGUUUGUCUCAUAGCGGAUCCUGCUGUGAUAGACACUGGGCAUCAUAUCACUCCCUGCUGUUUAGGUGCCAAUGGACUCAUGUUUUUGUUCUCAGCACAGAACAUAAUUGCUGCCUCUCAACAUAAGCAGUAAUUAACCAAUAGUGAGUGUGGCUUCUGUUGACAAGGGCAGAGAAUAGCGCUUUUCAUGUGUUUCAGUGCCUAUCGGUGCUAACUCACUGUAAUGGCUUUGUUACUACUGUCCCAUUAUUAGGGAGAAAAUAAUGAGCAUUGACAUUCCUUGUCAGAGGUUGUCCUGUAAAGGUCCAAAUCUCUCUCUCUCUGUCUCUCUCUCUCUCUCUUUCUCUCUCUCUCUCUCUCCUCUCAGGUCCACCAUCCUACAGCAGCAGUUCAACAGGGUGGGUCGUGUGGAGCAUGGUUCGGUAGCACUGCCAGGUAUCAUCCGCUCUGGGUCCAUCGGCGGCCCUGACAACACCUUCAACAUGGGCACCAUGCCCUCUGCACAGCAGCAGAUCACCACAGGGCAGAUGCACAGAGGACACAUGCCCCCACUGGUGAGCAUGCCCGCUGGCACCCAUGCCAAUGUCAAACAGUAGGAGCAGUGAUGUGCAGAGAACCUUGCUUACACCAUCACUAACUACGAUCUUUGUGUUUGUGUAUAAAAAUCUGUAAAUUCUGUGUGUAUGUAUUGUCAGAGCUUGGCCCAGCAGGCCCUGAUGGGGACCAUUAACACCAGUAUGCAGGCGGUGCAGCAGGCCCAUGCUGAUCUGGGGGAGGUAGAUAACCUGCCUCCUCUGGGCCAGGACAUGGUGAGUUCCCACCUCCAUUCACUAGACUAAUCCCUUUAUACACUACAGCCACAAAAUCUCACCAUUCAAAACUUUUCAAACACUCAGAACCUUUUGGUCAAUGCAUCCUGGUCAGUGAAGAUUAAUUUGCUAUUUUAGGUUGUUUUUGGAAAAUAGAUACAAUUAUUAAUCCCAUUGAAUGUCUUUUUUUUUAAAGAUGCAAUUUUGGCAUUUUCCCUCUGUGUUGGUUUGCUAAGCUAAGCAUAGAGAAGCUCUGAGUUUAUUUUAAAUUCCAUUUGAACUCCCAUGUUCCACGUGUAAUUAGGUGGUGGAAAUUGACUAUAAAUAUGAAAGAUGUACUUUAAAGCUCGAGACUGGUGCUUCAAAAGCUGUAGGAGUUGUGAAGAAACCCUAGUCCUUUAAUCACUGAUAAUAAAGUUUAUAUGAGUUGAAAAUCUCCCACUCUGAUGAAAGCUAAUACCCGUCCUUCUCCCUCUCCUGAAAGGCGUCCAGAGUUUGGGUUCAGAACAAAGUGGAUGAGUCCAAACAUGAAAUCCACUCUCAAGUAGAUGCCAUAACAGCCGGAACGGCAUCUGUGGUUAAUCUUACAGCAGGUGAGUGCAAGAGGUUACCUACUGACAUUUUGAACCAUGUACUCAUGUAGAGUUUUCUGUUAUAUUUGCACUGGAAUCCUUGUUUUCUAAAGGCCUCUAGACCUAGCUUGAGAGAAAAGGCGCUUAUCUUCAAAUGCAAACCCAUAGGGAUAGAAUCAAUACACACGUUUUCCGAGUCAGUGUGGAGCACUCAGAGAGGAGGGGCUCUGAGUUCCCUUUACAUAAUGGAGCAUUUCCCAUUUGCCCUAAUACAUUUUUCCAUUGAUGGAAUAAAUAUUGUGUUGUCUUGAAUCUGAACUGGAUGGCAGCCUCUCCCUCCUCUCCCUGGCUGGAGCUGUGCCAUGCUGCUCCACACUGCUCCCUGCCAGCCUUUUGUUAAGUUUUAAUCUAUCCCAGCCAUCUGUUGGAUGGCACUGAGGCUCCCUGUUAUCAUCCAAUAGAAACGUUUACCUCUCCACAAAUGACUAUCACUUCUCACUUUCUCUGUACUUAUCUCCACAGUAGCAUAUCCAAUGUGUUUUCAUUAUGAUGGUGACACUGAUGUGUGUAUUAUGACACCACCAAGGUUGCUGCUUGUGGUUUGGGCUGAGAGAGUGGAGACUGUGUCAGAGGCAGAGCAGAAGGCACUGGAAAGGGUUAACAAGGAUUUUCUCUCUUCUCUAGGUGACCCCACAGACACAGACUACACGGCGGUGGGCUGUGCUAUCACAACCAUCUCCUCCAACCUGACAGAGAUGUCUAGGGGGGUGAAGCUGCUGGCAGCGCUGGUGGAGGACCAGGUGGGCAGCGGGCAGAACCUGAUGGGAGCUGCCAGGACCCUGACAGGGGCCGUCUCUGACCUGCUCAGGUCUGUGGAGCCUGCGGCUGGAGAGGUACAGACACAACACAGCACUGUUCUAACCAUCACAUCUGUUCUAUUCUCCUUAUUGCAAUGAUUACACAGAGAUUAAUAAGACCUGCAUGUGUACUGCCUUUUUAACAAAGGCACUAGUGUGUUUCUAUAGUAUGUUUUCUAAAACAGUUGAAGGACACAAUAAUUAUGUGUCCUGUAGAUAUAAUCACUGGGAGCUAUUUUGGUUCGUGAUGUGAACUGUGUCUGAGAACAGCCAAGUUCUGUGAUUGGGCUGUGGUGCCGCGGUGGGGUCAGUGUUGUGAAUGUGGUGAUGUCAUCCUCUCCCAUGCAGCCCAGACAGAUGGUGCUCACUGCAGCAGGAAGCAUAGGCCAGGCCAGCGGGGACCUGCUGCGUCACAUGGGGGAGGGCGAGACUGACGAGAGGUUCCAGGUUGGACUGCACUUUACUCACUGUUUCUAUAGUUCCGCUGCCAAACAGGAAAACACGCAUGUUCCCAGUUCCUGUUUAAAGCUGCACAUACACUUAUGUAAUGGUAUCAGGCUUUGUUUUCUUUAGCUAUUGUAAUUGAGUGGACAGCAAAUCCCUCAUGAGAGAAUGCCUGUAUUUCCACUGUUUCUGCAUACUAACUAUACAGCUAUAUAGCUACCAGAGUUGAGACCACAUAAUGAAAAUGUCCUUAUUCAGUCCUUCCAGUCACGUUUGCUUAGCUCUGCUGUGGCUGAGUGAGUGACGUUGAUGAGUUUGUUUCAGGACAUUCUGAUGAGCCUGGCCAAAGCAGUGGCCAACGCAGCUGCCAUGAUGGUCCUCAAGGCCAAGAACGUGGCCCAGGUGGCAGAGGACACGGUGCUGCAGAACCAAGUGAUUGCAGCUGCUACUCGGUGUGCCCUGUCCACCUCACAGCUGGUGGCCUGCACCAAGGUACUGCUCCAACUGACGCCCACACCCCUGUUCCCUGUCUCCUGUAGCCAUGGAGGGCAGCUCAGGGCAAGGACUGGUGAUAGGAGAAGACCUGGCUUACUGAACUGAAAUGGCUGUGUUUGUCCUAUCUCUUGAUUUCCAGCACAGACUAUACCCUAUACUAAAUGAGUUAUGUCAAGAAUAGCAUUAUCAGUCUUGUACACACCUAAAUGAGUCCCCUAAACCAGUGGUCACCAACCGGUCAAUUGUGAUCGACUGGUCGAUCUCCAAGGCAUUCCUAAUUGCUCGCCAAACAUUUCUGCAAGAAAUCCAAUGAUAAAGCCUUGCAUUCCUAUUUCGUCUCGCGCUGUUGGUGGUAGGUGCACCCGAUUCAGCUGCCGGGUAGGCGAAGUGUUCCCAUUUUGAACCAUUGAAUGUGUCUGUCUGAAGGUACAAACUCUGCCUUCCCGGUGGGCCUGGAGAGCAAAUCAAGUGCACCUAUUGGCCUACCACUGGCCAAUCUGAUACGUCAGAUUACAGUCUGCAGCUUCCUCGAGCGCACAACAAAGUUGAUACUGUGAAAUUUCAAAACGUUUUAAACCAUGACUAGAGAGAGACUGUCAACGAAUACAGCAAAAAGCUGCUGUUUCUAUGAGUGAGUUAAUGUUUAAGUUGUGCUACAAACAGCACUGCAGCUGCAAUGAAUGAGUAGGAAAGUGUAUCGAUAGGCUUGUGUUGUUAUUAUUAUUAGCUUGGGUCUUUUUUAAUAUUGAGUAAUAUCAGUCUCAGUGGCGGGAGGGAGGGAGGGCAGAGUGACGUUGAGAGGCGGACCCUCUGCUGCUCUCCCCUCUGCUGAGAGUGACCAUUAGAUGCAUUUCAGGCACCAGCCCAGUUAAAUAAAAAAAAGCAAAUUAUUUAAAUGUAUGCUCACUCAGCUGUGCCUCACAAGUAAUACAACUGAUCUAUUAUCGGUGUGAUCAUAUACCUCAAGUUUUGAAAUAUAAUUUUGAAAUUUUGAAACAAUGCAAUGGCAGGGCAAUUCAAGCAUAGCCAAUAUGUAGUGAUAAUGUAUUGAGCCUAUAGCAUACUGCACAAACCUCAUUGCUACAGAACUGUUUUUAAUAGGUUCAUGUUGAAUUGACUUAUGUUUUUUAUGUCAAUGUAUCUCGGCUUGCAUUUUGACUCAGAAAGUGAUCUUGACUCAGAAAAGGUUGGUGACCACUGCCCUAGGCCUAGCAUCUCUGAAUGUGUUGUAUUUUGAAAGUGGCCACUAGAGAUUGUGGACUGUGUUCGUCCAGGUGGUGAGUCCCACCAUCAGUUCCCCGGUGUGCCAGGAGCAGCUGGUUGAGGCAGGGAAGCUGGUGGACCGCUCGGUGGAGAGCUGUGUCAAGGCCUGCCUGGCGGCGACAGACGAAGGUGAGCUGCUGAAGCAGGUGGGUGCCGCGGCCAACACAGUGAGCCAGGCACUCAGUGACCUGCUGCAGCACGUACGCCACUAUGCCAGCUGUGGUGAGCCCAUCGGACGCUACGACCAGGCCACAGACACCAUCAUGACCGUGACUGAGAGCAUCUUCACGUCCAUGGGAGAUGCAGGUGAGCUCUGGGAGAGGAGAGGAGGGGAGGGGAGGUGUGAUAAGGGGAGAGACGGGUUUAGUGCGGAGGGGAGGGAAGUGGUUGAUAACUAUUUUGUUGGUGGUGGGGAGAGAACCUUUCACUCUUUUGAUUAAUCUUGCAAGUAUUUUCACAGUUCUGGCAUCCAGCAGUUUGAGUUUCAAACCUUUAGCUAGCUAUUAUCCAAGGACAUAGUAAGUAAGAAUUAUCACUCAAGUAGGUACCAGUAUUUAGUCUUUUUUUCCUGAGACUUUCACUGGGGUUGUUCCCAUGUAUUUUGACUGAGUGGGACUGAAGAUGUUGUCAGGUUAUGGUUUAUAUUAACUGACCUUCAAAACCCUGCUGUUGAAACAUUUUCAAAGACUGAAGUAUUUGUUAUGUUUCGCCAUGAGUCUGAAGAAUUCCUAAUCCCAGCCUAUCCUCAAGGGGUUGUAGAAAACAUGUCAUCGAAAACCACUACAGAGCUUCAAAUCUGGUCUCAAUCACUGUUCAAUGGUGCUUUGAAACUUAAAAGAAAACAUAUGACCUGACCAUUUUUGGAGGGUUAAAGGGAUACUUCGGGAUUUUGGCAAUGAGGCCCUUUAUCUACUUCCCUAGAGUCAGAUGAACUCGUGGAUACUAUUUUUAUGUCUCUGUGUCCAGUAUAACGGAAGUUAAGUUAGAGGUAGUUUCGCAACCAGUGCUAACUAGCAUUAGCGCAAUGACUGGAAGUCUAUGGGUAUCUGCUGGGGAAGUAGAUAAAGGGCCUCAUUGCCAAAAUCCUGAAGUAUCCCUUUAACACUCUGACUUUCAUAAAUUAUAGUUUUUUUUUUAAUUGCUGUAGUUCAGCCAAGUAUCCUUUAUUAUGAAAUAUGUCUUUAAACGUCCCAUUUCACUGAUGGAGACCAUUUCUGUCUGUAAAUACUGUAGGAUGUAAAGUUGCCUGGAUGUCAUGCGUUUGAUAGUCUUCUCUCUAGUUAUUUCUAGCUGUAGGUGAGUGUUUAGGAAUCACAGUUUUUUAUAGGCUGACUGGGGGAAAUAUGGUAGCUUCUAAACAGCACUAUAGCAGCUUUCUAGUGAUUUUAUGUGUAUUUUUGUGAAGGAAUACAAGAAUAAAGAAAUAUUAUUUUUUAUAACCAGAGUGGAGAAUGCCAAAGGAAACUGUUGUGAUACUGUGAGUACGAUACCAGAAGGUGAAAAGGAAGCCGUGUAGUGUGUGUGAGGCCCAAUGAGGGAUCAGUAAUCAGAGAGUAAUCUAGGCCAUGUUUUUGUGGCGAUAGCACAGUGGGGAGGUAUUGAUGUCGGUCUCUCCUCUCUGAUCUCUCUCUUUCUCUGUGACCCUGUGUAGGGGAGAUGGUGCGUCAGGCCAGGGUGCUGGCUCAGGCCACGUCGGACCUUGUCAAUGCCAUGAGGUCAGACGCUGAGGCCGAGGUUGACGUGGACAACUCUAAGAAGCUGCUAGCCGCAGCUAAACUCCUGGCUGAUGCCACGGCCAGGAUGGUAGAGGCUGCUAAGGUACUAAGACGGAAGACCACUGCGCUAUGCUUAUUAUAAUCCUCGGAAGGAUUAGUGUAUGCCAUUAGUUUACAGUAUGUCAUAUUAGUGUAUUAUCAUUAGUGUCAUGUCUGCAACUAAAACUAGAAUUCUACUUAUAUAAUUUGAUAGAAAGGAGAUUUUCAGUAUUCCUGCUGUAGUCUGAGCCAUUGCAUCUCUUUAGAGAGGAAAUAAUGAAAGGGCAGCACCAAUGGUUCUUAAUAAGCCCUUGGAGCUGUAGACAAGUAUAAAUGAGCAGGAUAUUAUCAAUGUGAAAACGCCAGGCAAGUGAAACGUGUGACACAUUCAUCACGAAUCCGCUGCUGUUACAAAGAAGAAAUGGGACUCUUGCACUGACGGUUUCCUUGGAAACUGUCAGAAAGCAGACAGAGCCUAAUGCCUCUGCAUUUAAUAUACAGUCACGGUGUUGGGGAAAUAUUUAGAGUGCUACUGAGACUAUGAGAGAGGGUUUGAUCUUCCCUUUGCCACUGCAGAACUACGAUUGUAUUUAGUGGUGUUUUUGCUUGCUAUACAGACAUAGCAAGCAAGAACACCACUAAAUACAAUCGUAGUUCUGCAGUGGCAAAGGGAAGAUCAAACCCUCUCUCAUGUGUGCGUACGUGCUUAUGUGUGUAUGUGUUUGUGUGUGUGUAUGUCUGUGUGUGCAUGUCUGCAUGCAUGUCUGUGUGAACAGGGGGCUGCAGCGUACCCAGAGAAUGAGGACCAGCAGCAGAGGCUAAGAGAGGCAGCAGAGGGGUUACGCGUUGCCACGAACGCUGCAGCUCAAAACGCCAUCAAGAAGAAGCUGGUCAACAGGCUGGAGGUGGGUGGAGGGAGAACGAGAGCACAUUGUAACCUUUGUGCUACCAUUGAGACCCUGUCCUGCUGUAGCUUUGUAGCAAUCAACAUUUGUCCUUCCUCACAAACCCCAUAAGUCCAUCCAACACCAUGACACACGAUUAAAGAGGAGAGUGUGUGUCAGAUUGAACUACCUAGAUCUAUGUGAAGAUGGAUGGAUCUCCCCCCAAGCCUUGGGAAGUGCAUAGCGAAAGGCUGAAAUAAUUUAGAAUUAAUUUGCACAAAUGAGGCAUAUUUAGCAUAUUUUCUACUUUAUUUAUUCUCCUGCAGCAGGAGGAUGUGAAGUCCAUUAGUUGUGUGAAUGAGUUAAUCGUAGUGUAAAGAUUUGGGUUUAGCCCUUUAGUAUGAAUCAGUCCCUAAUGACAAGACCCUCACUUCAGUCAUUUGGAGCUUCCAUUGCUCACUAACCCAAGGCUGGAAUCCGUUUUCUAUCAUAGAUGCACAUCUCUCUCUCUCUCUGCAGCCUGUAAUAGUAAUGGGUUCCACCCCAAACAGGAUACAGAGAUAAUAAAAACCAUUUAGAAUGUAAUGGGUUUAGAUUAACUGAGAGCAUACCUCCACCUGCCCACUCAAAUGGCUGAAAUCUCUCCUACUGAUCACCUAAAGCUUUAUAUCUGUUUAGGUUUCCACACAUAGCCAUAUGUAUUGUAUUCUUCCCAGCAUGCUGUGCUCUUGGGAGCGUGAUAAAUAUGUAGUCCAUACAUUUCGCCAGCUCUCUCUCCUCUCUCUCUCUCCGCCACUCAUCUCCCUCCUCUCCUCUUGCGUUGUGCAGUCUGUUUGUUUUCCCCAGGACAAAGAUAGCAUUGUUGUUCAGGUUCUUGUUUCAUCCGCCAUCCUUCCGCCCACAAAACCUGGAAUGUCUUUCCUCUUGCCGAUUUCCAUUUUGUUGAUACUUCAAAGGAUGUCACCUCUGUGUGGAUUAAUGGCAGUAGAAAACAUGUAUUAUACACUGCUUGUGUAUUUUAUGAAUUGUCAACAUUGCGUGUUGAGACAAUGUUGUACUCGUCCCAAAAUACAGUAGUAGGAAAUGUUCAAUGACUUGGAUUCCACAAAAAGUUGUCAUUUUUUGUCAGGUGUCGAUGUCCACUGGAAAAUUCUGAAAUAACUCUUUGGCUUAGUUUGUGACCCCUCAUUGUGUUUGAUCUAUCUGGGAAGCUCAAUCUGAUACUGUAUACAAAUAAGUACUACACGACCCUCUUCUAUGUAUCUGAUGUAAGCCAUUUACCUACAAUAAACCUCUAUCAAUAUCUCUCUCUGUUUCUGGAACAGAUUGCUGCUAAGCAGGCUGCGGCUGCUGCUACUCAGACCAUCGCAGCUGCCCAGAAUGCUGCUGCGUCCAAUAAGAACACUGCCUCUCAUCAACAACUAGUACACAGCUGCCAGGUACAGUAAUAUGGAUAGAGAUUGACCCACAGCGAACAAUAUCACUCUUGGAUCACUUUUGUGGAAAUACCUACAGAUCUAGGAUCUUAAUUUGACCUAUAUUGUCACAGCAAAAUAAUCACGAAGCUCAUAUGCAUUUCUUGCGUUGCAAAAAAUUCUCAGCAACAAAAGAGUGACCAAAUUAAGAUCCUACAUCUGUACACUAUUGAACCAAUCCUAUCACUAGCCGGUUGCUAUAUUGGCAGCAUUUAUAUUGCUGUUUUCAUUACAUUGGUUUAAUCAAAUGAUAUGUGUACUUGUAGGCAGUGGCAAACCACAUCCCUCAGCUGGUCCAGGGGAUGAGGAGUAACCAGGCCCAGCCAGAGGAGCUCAGUGCCCAGAUAGCGCUUAUCAUGGCCAGCCAGAGCUUCCUACAGCCUGGCAGUAAGAUGGUGACGUCUGCAAAGUCAACCGUCCCCACAGUGACGGACCAGGCUGCAGCAAUGCAACUUGGCCAAUGUGCCAAGAACCUGGCCACCUGCCUAGCUGAGUUACGGACAGCCACCCAAAAGGUAAGUCCUUUAACCCCCUAUCCACAGCUACUGAAGGCCAUGUUUUCAUACAGCUCAGACAGCCUCUGGACUCUGUUUGAGAAAGGUUUGUGUCUGUGUAGGCCCAUGAAGCCUGUGGUCCAUUGGAGAUAGACUAUGCCCUCAAUGCUGUCCAAACUCUGAGGAGUGAGCUUCAAGAUGCCAGGAUGGCUGCACACGAUGGACAGCUCAAACCACUUCCUGGGGAAUCGGUCAGUGCAUUAGCAUAACCAAGUCCAAUAUAGAGCAUUUGGAAUACAGUGAUUUGUGCCAAUCAUGCAAAGCAAAUCUGCAGAUGUGUGAAAAGGCGUGACUUGGUGCUCCUGUGUCAUCCCUACAGCUAGAGAAGUGUGCCCAGGACCUGGGUAGUACCUCCAAGGCUGUUGGCUCCUCCAUGGCUCAGCUGCUGACCUGUGCUGCCCAGGGCAAUGAGCACUACACAGGUAGGAAAUCAAACACAGAGAGAGUGCACUGCCAAUGAUUGAGCAGUACAAGAGGAAUGUUCACCUAAACUCAAGGCAGACUUCAUUGAGUGUCUGUGUAGAUUGUUUUGGACUCUACUGAUUAUUUUCUGUCCUUUUGGUUAGAUAGUAUUAGAUGAUAUUAGGAACAGUUUGCAAAAUGUCACAAUCAACUAAAGGGUCCCAGUAAAGCUCUACCAAGUGGGGUGAAAGAGGACAAGUAGGCAGCAGAAACCCUGACAGGCAUUCGCUUUCCCUCCACCAAUAGAUAUCCAAGUGUAAUUCAAUUCUUGAUUUAGUGAUGUUGUUAUCACUAUUGCCUAUGAGGGAGGAAUAAACCCGAUGGGUUCUGCUGCACAGCUGGGCAUUUUCUUUAGCCUUCAUUCUAGCUCCAUUUAGUCUCUCAGGAGAAUUGAUAAAGACACAUUUUUGAAUAGUGUAUUCUAACAAUGGCUGCUUCCUCCCUCCCAGGCUGUGCUGCUUCAAGCUGGGGACUCAGGGUGCUACUCUCUCUCUCUCAUUCAUCUUAUUUUCACUAGAUUUAACAUUCCAUCAGCAGUGGCUCCACUCGGCUGGAUAAUGCAAUUUGAUGUGAUUUGCUGCAUUCCCUCAUCUCUGCUUUGUGUGUAAUAAGUAAAGCCCCAAUCCCACAUGGUGCCUCAUCUCCUAUCUAACUCAUUUGUUUUAACAAUAGGGGUGCUUUAGAUUGGGCUCACCGUGCUGUUCCUACUGUUCAGUUACACAUUACCAACAACUCUUUCUAUUCAUUCUGAACACUAAAGCUGCACCCUUGAAUGUGUGUAUGUACAUAUUUUUGUGUAAGGACAUAUUUAGUGAAGGGAUAAUGAGAUUGAAAUGAGGUAGGAUACAGCUUGGAGUUUGGCUAGUGAAUAAAUCAUGAUGUAGCUAGCCAGAGGCAGAGUAGGUUGUUUAGCUGCAUCUUAAAGAACAAUAAUGAGGCACAGUGGGACGUUGACACCAGGUUUUCCAUCAUUAUUUCCUGGACUAGCUUUGUUAUUCUAACUCCCACACGUCCACUCACUUCCACAUCUGUCUGUCUGUCAUGUGUAGGCGUAGCUGCCAGGGAGACGGCCCAGGCCUUGAGGACAUUGGCCCAGGCAGCCAGAGGUGUGGCGGCCAGCACCAAGGAACCCCAGUCUGCGGCGGCCAUGUUGGAUUCUGCCCAGUACGUCAUGGAGGGAUCUGCCAUGCUCAUCCAUGAGGCCCACCAGGCCCUGGUCUCCCCUGGCGACACAGAGAGUCAGCAGAGGCUAGCACAGGUGAGGAACUCGCUGACUGACUGUAUUGACGUCUUACUCCUAGACAAUUGGGUUCGUGUUCCAAGCACAGUUUUUUCUGUCAGGAUCUUUCCUCUCCUCUGCUUUCUGGCUGAUAACUGAUUUGUAAACACUGCUACUCUCCAUAACAAUUAUCUGCUUUAAGUGUUGCUAUUUUCUUUCCUCUGUCUCCUGCUUAGCGAUCCUCUCACAUGAACGCUAGCUGCAGGACAACUGCUUAUUUGCAGCAGGGCCUUUGGGAGAUAAACAUAUUGGUUGGCAUAUCAAAUCAAAUCACAUUUUAUUUGUCACAUGCGCCGAUUACAACAGGUGUAGACCUUACAGUGAAAUGCUUAUUUACAAGCCCUUAACCAACAAUGCAGUUUUAAGAAAAAUAAGUGUUAAGUAAGAAAUAGAUAACUAAAAAAUAAAAAAUAACUAAAGAGCAGCAGUAAAAUAACAGUAGUGAGGCUAUAUACAGGGGGUACCGGUACAGAGUCAAUGUGCGGGGGCACAGGUUAGUCGAGGUAAUUGAGGUAAUAUGUACAUGUAGGUAGAGUUAAAGUGACUAUGCAUAGAUCCUCUGUAUGCAGGGUCCUCUGUAGCUCAAUUGGUAGAGCAUGGCGCUUGUAACGCCAGGGUAGUGGGUUCGAUCCCCGGGACCACCCAUACGUACAAAUGUAUGCACACAUGACUGUAAGUCGCUUUGGAUAAAAGCGUCUGCUAAAUGGCUUAUUAUUAUUAUUAUAUUAUUAUUAUUAUUAUAAUAAACUGUCUGUGACAGUAGCAUACAUUUGUGACAUGGAUUGUCCUUCUCCGCUUGCAGGCUGAUUUGCAUUUGAUAUGUUUUUCGUUUUCAUAGCUGUGCCCAGGGACUGUGGACACUGUGGACAUUUGUCAGCACACUGACAGGCUUAUCUGUGCUGUGUUGCAGGUGGCCAGGGCAGUGUCCCACUCUCUGAAUAACUGUGUCAACUGCCUGCCUGGCCAGAAGGAUGUGGACAUGGCCCUAAGGAGCAUCGGAGAGGCCAGCAAGAAACUGCUGGUGGACACUGUGAGUCCUGCUGCCAGAUGCACGAGGCUGCAGUUUGGAGUGUUGUCUUAUACACAACCUAAAUAUAAGGGCUUAUAGAAGAGCACGGCAAUGCUGUCCUUAACCUUAACACACAUUUACCAUUCAUUACUGGAGUCAUUAAUCAUCUAUACAGGCAUCUCACAUCUAUCCAGGGCAAAUUCUAACAUAAACAUAAGACCAAAUAUGAUAUGGAUUAUGAUCUACAGCCAUUUUUAUUUCAAUAUCCAAUCAUUUCUCGUUAACAAUUAAGUACCUAUUUUCAAGUAUUGUUUUUAAUUAAAAUGGUCGAAAAGAAACAAAAAUAGCUUCUUACCGAAGAUAACUUUCUCAAGCAAAAAUUUUGCUAGGACUGUCUGGGAGUGGUCUGAGUGGGAAGGGGAAAACUGAAAACUAGCUGUUAUUGGCAGAGAGGUUUGGAACUCUCUUUCUUAUUGGUCUAUUAACAAAUUUACCAGGCAGGCCAAAACACCAUCCCAGCAAAACAGGCUAAAAUGUCAGGCGGUCUUUUCAAAUGCUCUUAAACUGAAAGGGCAUUAUCAUCAUUUUCACAAUUUCACAGUAUUAUUCCAACCUCAUAGUUUAAUAUAUAUGCACAACUGAAUGCAUUCAACCAAAAUGUGUCUUCAGCAUUUAACCCAACCCUCAAACACAGGACAAUUACGUUUUUGACUGUACUGGGCCUUUUAAUGUUACAAAUGAUACUAAUAAUGAGUAUUUACAGUAUGUACAGUGAGGGGAAAAAAGUAUUUGAUCCCCUGCUGAUUUUGUACGUUUGCCCACUGACAAAGACAUGAUCAGUCUAUAAUUUUAAUGGUAGGUUUAUUUGAACAGUGAGAGACAGAAUAACAACAAAAAAAUCCAGAAAAACGCAUGUCAAAAAUGUUAGAAAUUGAUUUGCAUUUUAAUGAGGGAAAUAAGUAUUUGACCCCUCUGCAAAACAUGACCUAGUACUUGGUGGCAAAACCCUUGUUGGUAAUCACAGAGGUCAGAUGUUUCAUGUAGUUGGCCACCAAGUUUGCACACAUCUCAGGAGGGAUUUUGUCCCACUCCUCUUUGCAGAUCCUCUCCAAGUCAUUAAGGUUUCGAGUCUGAUGUUUGGCAACUCGAACCUUCAGCUCCCUCCACAGAUUUUCUAUGGGAUUAAGGUCUGGAGACUGGCUAGGCCACUCCAGGACUUUAAUGUGCUUCUUCUUGAGCCACUCCUUUGUUGCCUUAGCCGUGUGUUUUGGGUCAUUGUCAUGCUGGAAUACCCAUCCACAACCCAUUUUCAAUGCCCUGGCUGAGGGAAGGAGGUUCUCACCCAAGAUUUGACGGUACAUGGCCCCGUCCAUCGUCCCUUUGAUGCGGUGAAGUUGUCCUGUCCCCUUAGCAGAAAAACACCCCCAAAGCAUAAUGUUUCCACCUCCAUGUUUGACGGUGUGGAUGGUGUUCUUGGGGUCAUAGGCAGCAUUCCUCCUCCUCCAAACACGGCGAGUUAAGUUGAUGCCAAAGAGCUCGAUUUUGUCUCAUCUGACCACAACACUUUCACCCAGUUCUCCUCUGAAUCAUUCAGAUGUUCAUUGGCAAACUUCAGACGGGCCUGUAUAUGUGCUUUCUUGAGCAGGGGGACCUUGCGGGCACUGCAGGAUUUCAGUCCUUCACGGCGUAGUGUGUUACCAAUUGUUUUCUUGGUGACUAUGGUCCCAGCUGCCUUGAGAUCAUUGACAAGAUCCUCCCGUGUAGUUCUGGGCUGAUUCUUCACCGUUCUCAUGAUCAUAGCAACUCCACGAGGUGAGAUCUUGCAUGGAGCCCCAGGCCGAGGGAGAUUGACAGUUAUUUUGUGUUUCUUCCAUUUGCGAAUAAUCGCACCAACUGUUGUCACCUUCUCACCAAGCUGCUUGGCGAUGGUCUUGUAGCCCAUUCCAGCCUUGUGUAGGUCUACAAUCUUGUCCCUGACAUCCUUGGAGAGCUCUUUGGUCUUGGCCAUGGUGGAGAGUUUGGAAUCUGAUUGAUUGAUUGCUUCUGUGGACAGGUGUCUUUUAUACAGGUAACAAGCUGAAAUUAGGAGCACUCCCUUUAAGAGUGUGCUCCUAAUCUUAGCUCGUUACCUGCAUAAAAGACACCUGGGAGCCAGAAAUCUUUCUGAUUGAGAGGGGGUAAAAUACUCAUUUCCCUCAUUAAAAUGCAAAUCAAUUUAUAACAUUUUUGACAUCCUUUUUUCUUUCUUUUUUUGUUGUUAUUCUGUCUCUCACUGUUCAAAUAAACCUACCAUUAAAAUUAUAGACUGACCAUUUCUUUGUCAGUGGGCAAACCUACAAAAUCAGCAGGGGAUCAAAUACUUUUUUCCCUCACUGUACUUAUAAUGAGAAGGAGUACUGAGGCCUAUAGUUGUUUCUCUUCUGUGUGUCUCCAGCUCCCUCCCUGCAGUAAGUCCUUCCAGGAGGCUCAGAGUGAGCUGAACCAUACUGCAGCUGAGCUCAACCACUCUGCAGGGGACGUGGUCCACUCAUCCCGGGGUACCAGCAGCCAGCUGGCCAUGGCUUCUGGGAAAUUCAGCGAGGACUUUGAUGAGUUCCUGGACACCGGCAUUGAGAUGGCCGGACACACUCAAGUAGGUAUCAUUAACUGUAGAAGAUUCCAACAGCCCCAUACAGUGCAUUCGGAAAGUAUUCAGACCCCUUCCCUUUUUACACAUUUUGUUACAUUACAGCCUUAUUCUAAAAUUGAUUAAUUAAAACAUUUUCCUCAUCAAUCUACACACAAUACCCCAUAAUGACAAAGCGAAAACAGGUUUUUAGUAAUUUUCGUAAAUGUAUUAAAAAUAGAAAACAGAAAUACCUUAUUUACAUAAGUAUUCAGACCCUUUGCUAUGAGACUCGAAAUUGAGCUCAGGUGCAUCCUGUUUCCAUUGAUUAUUAUUGAGAUGUUUCUACAACUUGAUUGGAGUCCACCUGUGGUAAAUUCAAUUGAUUGGACAUGAUUUGGAAAGGCACACACCUGUCUAUAUAAGGUCCCACAGUUGACAGUGCAUGUCAGAGCAAAAACCAAGCCAUGAGUUUGAAGGAAUUGUCUGUAGAGCUCUGAGACCGGAUUGUGUCAAGGCACAGAUCUGGGGAAGGGUACCAAAAAAUGUCUGCAGCAUUAAAGGUCCCCAAGAACACAGUGGCCUCCAUCAUUCUUAAAUGGAAGAAGUUUGGAGCGACCAAGACUCUUCCUAGAGCUGGCCGUCCGGCCAAACUGAGCAAUCGGGGGAAAAGGGCCCUUGGUCAGGGAGGAGACCAAGAAACCAAUGGGCACUCUGACAGAGCUCCAGAGUCCCUCUGUGGAGAUGGGAGAACCUUCCAGAAGGACAGCCAUCUCUGCAACACUCCACCAAUCAGGCCUUUAUGGUAGAGUGGCCAGACGGAAGCCACUCCUCAGUAAAAGGCACAUGACAGCCUGCUUGGAGUUUGCCAAAAGGCACCUAAAGGGGACUCUCAGACCAUGAGAAACAAGAUUCUCUGGUCUGAUGAAACCAAGAUGGAACUCUUUGGCCUGAAUGCUGAGCAUCACGUCUGGAGGAAACCUGGCACCAUCCCUACGGGGAAGCAUGUUGGUGGCAGCAUCAUGCUGUAGGGAUGUUUUUCAGCGGCAGGGACUGGGAAAGAUGAAUUGAGCAAAGUACAGAGAGGUCCUUGAUGAAAACCUGCUCCAGAGCGCUCAGGACAUCAGACUGUGCUGAAGGUUCAACUUCCAACAGGACCAUGACCCUGAGCACACAGCCAAGACAACGCAAGAGUGGCUUCGGGACAAGUCUCUGAAUGUCCUUAAGUGGCCCAGCCAGAGCCCAGACUUGAACCUGAUCGAACAUCUCUGGAGAGACCUGAAAAUAGCUGUGCAGCGACGCUCCCCAUCCAACCUGACAGAGUUUGAGAGGAUCUGUAGAGAAGAAUGGGAGAAACUCCCCAAAUACAGGUGUGCCAAGCUUGUAGAGUCAUACCCAAGAAGACUCAAGACUGUAAUCGCUGCCAAAUGUGCUUUAGCAAAGUACUGAGUAAAGGGUCUGAAUACUUAUGUAAAUGUGAUAUGAUAUUUCCGUUUUUUAUUUUUAAUGAAUGUGCAACAAUUUCUAAAAACCUUUUUUUGCUUUGUCAUUAUGGGGUAUUGUGUGUAGAUUGAUGAGGGGAUACAACUAUUUUAUCCAUUUCAGAAUAAGGCUGUAACGUAACAAAAUGUGGAAAAAGUCAAGGGGUCUGAAUACUUUCCGAAUGCACUGUAUAUCUGAUUCAUCUCCCUGUGAAAUAAAUGUGGAUAAUUGUUACGACGCCUGAAUAUACUGUUGGUAGACAGUUUAGGUUAAAUAGGAUAAAACGGAAAUGCCUCUGAGGUAGUCAAAUGUUGAGUGGUUUCACAUGUUUCUGUCACGUGAGCAUUUAGGCUAUUUAGAUGUAUUUGUUAUUUAGACCUUUUUAUCUAAUUCACUUAGGCACAUGAUUGUCCCCGAGAGCACUAACACAUUCAGACGUAAGGAGAUCUUUGAUGAUGUUCUUGUUCAGGUUAUUUUGCUCAUUAAUUUGGAUAGAUCGUGUGGGAGUGCAGUUGAUGUACAGUGAGGGAAAAAAGUAUUUGAUCCCCUGCUGAUUUUGAACGUUUGCCCACUGACAAAGACAUGAUCAGUCUAUAAUUUUUAUGAUAGGUUUAUUUGAACAGUGAGAGACAGAAUAACAACAACAAAAUCCAGAAAAGCGCAUGUCAAAAAUGUUAUAAAUUGAUUUGCAUUUUAACGAGGGAAAUAAGUAUUUGAUCCCUCUGCAAAACAUGACUUAGUACUUGGUGGCAAAACCCUUGUUGGCAAUCACAGAGGUCAGACGUUUCUUGUAGUUGGCCACCAGGUUUGCACACAUCUCAGGAGGGACUUUGUCCCACUCCUCUUUGCAGAUAUUCUACAAGUUAUUAAGGUUUCGAGGCUAACGUUUGGCAACUUGAACCUUCAGCUCCCUCCACAGAUUUUCUAUGGGAUUUAGGUCUGGAGACUGGCUAGGCCACUCCAGGACCUUAAUGUGUUUCUUCUUGAGCCACUCCUUUGUUGCCUUGGCCGUGUGUUUUGGGUCAUUGUCCUGUCCCCUUAGCAGAAAAACACCCCCAAAGCAUAAUGUUUCCACCUCCAUGUUUGACAUUGGGGAUGGUGUUCUUGGGGUCAUAGGCAGCAUUCCUCCUCCUCCAAAUACGGUGAGUUGAGUGGAUGCCAAAGAGCUCGAUUUUGGUCUCAUCUGACCACAACACUUUCACCCAGUUCUCCUCUGAAUCAUUCAGAUGUUAAUUGGCAAACUUCAGACGGGCCUGUAUAUGUGCUUUAUUGAGUAGGGGGACCUUGCGGGCGCUGCAGGAUUUCAGUCCUUCACGACGUAGUGUGUUACCAAUUGUUUUCUUGGUGACUAUGGUCCCAGCUGCCUUGAGAUCAUUGACAAGAUCCUCCCGUGUAGUUCUGGGCUGUUUCCUCACCGUUCUCAUGAUCAUCAACUCCACGAGGUGAGAUCUUGCAUGGAGCCCCAGGCCAAGGGAGAUUGACAGUUAUUUUGUGUUUCUUCCAUUUGCGAAUAAUUGCACCAACUGUUGUCACCUUCUCACCAAGCUGCUUGGCGAUGGUCUUGUAGCCCAUUCCAACCUUGUGUAGGUCUACAAUCUUGUCCCUGACAUCCUUGGAGAGCCCUUUGGUCUUGGCCAUGGUGGAGAGUUUGGAAUCUGAUUGAUUGAUUGCUUCUGUGGACAGGUGUCUUUUAUACAGGUAACAAGCUGAGAUUAGGAUCACUCCCUUUAAGAGUGUGCUCCUAAUCUCAGCUUGUUACCUGUAUAAAAGACACCUGGGAGCCAGAAAUCUUUCUGAUUGAGAGGGGGUCAAAUACUUAUUUCCCUCAUUAAAAUGCAAAUCAAUUUAUAACAUUUUUGACAUGCGUUUUUCUGAUUUUUGUUGUUGUUAUUCCGUCUCUCACUGUUCAAAUAAACCUACCAUUACAAUUAUAGACUGAUCAUUUCUUUGUCAGUGGGCAAACGUACAAAAUCAGCAGGGGAUCAAAUACUUUUUUCCCUCACUGUAGCAUGACACACAGGCCUUAAUCCGGUUUAAAGGGUUAGGGAAUUGGCUGUCUGAGGUGGGGAACACGGUUCACCUGAUGCCAAUUUCAUAGGCCAUUCGAAUGCAUAGACGGUGUGACAGUGUGACAAUAAGUACAGUUUCCUUUUCCUGGAAAGAGGUGUCUUGUAAAAAAUGUCAACACAUUUCUCUCUAAGAAACAGCUGACUUGUAUUGUGACCUUGUCUUUGCAGUGCCAAGAGGACCAAAUCGAAGUGAUUGGCAACCUGAAGAACAUCUCCAUGGCAUCCAGCAAGCUCCUUCUGGCAGCCAAGUCCCUGUCAGUGGAUCCUGGAGCAGCUAACGCCAAGAACCUGUUAGCUGCUGCAGCAAGGUGAGGCCUCUCUAUAUGGAGCUUAAUGUCAUUGUGUAAGGAUGUCUGUUAUCACAAACUAGUGAGUAUAAGGAGGAUCUACAUUUGCACAAAGAAAGAGUUUAAGGAGUGGCUAUAUUAGCUAGUCAGUUAGAACAAAAACAUGCUCAAUAUUCAGAGCCAUUCUGACCUAGUUUCCAGUCAAAGCUACACAAGACGAGUACACUAGUACCAUGGUACAUUCCCAUGCACUGAAACAUCUCUGCUGUGACUGUGGUUGUAUGGCCCUCCUCACAGCAUGCUACUAGGCUGAGAGAUAGACGAAGGUAGUAGGCUAGAAUCCCUCCUGCUGGAGACAUGGCAGGCAGCUGGCCGCACUGGGCUUCGAGCCUGACUGACUUCCCUCUCUUUAAUUAGGCAGAUGGAUGGAAGCCAUGGCUGGAGCUUGUCUGUGAUCACGGAGGCUGAGCGCAGCCUUGACAUUACUGUACAGUGUUAGAUUGUCACAGGGAGAGAGGGGUGAUGGGCUCUGCCAUGCGUGUGUAAAGGGGAGGGCUGAGAGGUGUGUGUGUGUGUGCUGUGUGUACAUGUGGAAAGAGAUGUGAGAGCUAAAAAGCCCUGUGCUGCUGCCCUUGUGUUUCAGAGCGGUGACAGAGAGUAUUAACCAGCUCAUCACACUGUGUACCCAGCAGGCACCGGGCCAGAAGGAGUGUGACAACGCUCUGAGAGAACUGGAGGUAGCCUUUUUACCAUACACUACACAGACCUUUUUAUGUUCAGGCUAGACAAUGUUUGUUUCCGUCUAGACAAAAUAAAGGGUUUUGAUAUAAUACUUUCUUUCUUUUUUUUCUUUAUUCUGACAAAGCAAUGUUUUACCAGUACAGAUCAUUCAUGAUGGAUGAAAUGGGAUGAUAUUUAACGACUGAAUGAGAUGCAUGUUGCUGUGGGUUUCUGUAUUGACAUUAUUGUAUGCACAGCAGUGCUCUGUCUCUAUGGGAAAUAAUGACUAAGUCAUUUACUUCCUCUGUGCCUUGAGUCCCUUCAGCCCACGUUCCCUCCUCUUCACCCGCUCUGACAAGUGUUACCUGUCUCUCUCUACAUCCAUCCAUCAACAGAGCCUGCUCAACAUUUAAUGACAGUCACCAUUCAUUUCAACCCCUUGAGUAACACUAAUGAUACUGUUAUGUAACUAACAGAUCUGUGGUUUCUUCUCCAAGUAAAGACCAAGUAAUAAUGUUUAGCGACAUGACUUGCCUCUAUAAAUUAAAGAUUAACAUGACUUCAAAACAGACAGAUUACAUUUUUUUCAUAUAGCACACAUUUUACUGCCCCAACACUGUGGGUAUCAGAUUGGUAGAGUAGCUUGUGCUGUCCUUAUUGUUGAGCCCCUCUCCCUCUGUGUACAGGCUGUAAGAGGAUUGCUGGACAACCCCAGUGAGCCUGUCAGUGAGCUCUCCUACUUUGACUGCAUCGAGAGUGUCAUGGAGAACUCAAAGGUAAAGCCUUACAAAAGUCACAUGCACCAUAGACUUUAAAUGUCAGUGAUGUGUAAUGUGAUAGACAGCUGAAGAGGUAAUCUUAAAGUUUAUUUCCAUUUCUCCAUGUGCAGGUUCUUGGAGAGUCCAUGGCGGGGAUUUCCCAGCACUGUAAGACGGGCGACGUGCCAGCGUUUGGGCAUUGCGUGGGAGUGGCGUCCAAGGCCCUGUGUGGGUUGACGGAGGCGGCUGGACAGGUGAGAUCCCAGCCUAGCACUGACUGACUGUCUGGAGCUUCCAGGCUCCCUCCCACUCCUCCCUGCUAUCAGCCCUGGGCCUGGGUCUGGCACACAACCAACAGUCUCUAUCAGCUCUAAACCUCUAUUCAUGUUUAGUUACAGCACCUAGCUGUCUCUAAAGCAGAAACUAAGCCAUGAGCAUUCCUCUCACCCUCUGUUCAUGUUUAGUUACAGCACCUAGCUGUCUCUAAAGCAGAAACUAAGCCAUGAGCAUUCCUCUCACCCUCUGUUCAUGUUUAAUAACAUAAUCUUUCUCCUUAGCAGAAACUAAAGCUAUGUGGCAUUCCUCUCUUCUCUCUCCUCUCUCUCCUUCUCUCCACACUGCAGGCCUCCUACCUGGUGGGUGUGUCUGAUCCAAACAGCCAAUCGGGUCAUGAGGGGCUGGUGGAUCCCAUCCAGUUUGCCCGGGCCAACCAGGCUAUUCAGAUGGCCUGUCAAAACCUGGUGGACCCUGCCAGUAGCCCCUCUCAGGUGAGAAGACCGAUGUAGUGGGACUCAUGCAGGGACAUUUGUUGACAUUGAAUCUAUUAUACGAAUAGUUACUUGGUAAAUUUGAACAUCAACUUAACAUCAAACUUCUUCCCACAAUAUGCCUCUUUAGAGAAAUUACCCAUGUUUAUAAUGCUUUGUUUGUCAUUUGUUUGUUUGUGUGUUUGGCUGUUUGUUAGGUUCUGUCCGCAGCAACGAUUGUAGCCAAGCAUACCUCAGCUCUUUGCAAUGCCUGCCGCCUGGCCUCGUCCAAGACAUCCAACCCUGUGGCCAGGAGACACUUUGUUCAGUCUGCCAAAGAGGUUGCAAACACCACGGCCAACCUUGUCAAAACUAUAAAGGUAUGUGUGCUCUCUGCCAUGGUCCACUCAUAAAUGGGAUUAUUGUCCUUUGUACCUUCGGCAAUACUAGAUUAAUUAAUGUUCUCUGUUUCAAUUAAAAUAAUUCCAUCAUUAGUAAUGAAGCAAGAUGGCGCUAUUGUGUAUCUGCAUUGGGGUGUUGGCUUAGGGCAGGGGUACUCAAGUACUAGUCCGGUCACACAAAUUUCCUAGGUGGCAAAGGUCCGGAUGGAUAAUGUAAUUUAUCGGCAUAGUAACAAACCGCCACCUCACAACCCAUGCGACCCCAAAUUGUUCACACCCCUCUUGUUGGCGGAGAUAACAUUUUGCAGUUUUAAAGCUAAUUUCUCGCAGUUCUACACAUUUUGCAUGGGGCAAAGAUUUAUUUUGCUCAUUUAAAGCGAAUUUCCUGCAAUUCUACUCAUUCUUCCAUGUCUUAUCUGUGUUUAUAUGAUACCAGGGGUCGAAGCCUGACCGAGUAAAUUAUUAUUAUUUUUAAAUUAUUGUAUUUCUUUUUUCGGGACCCGCAGUCCGUAUUGACCCCCUUCUGGGUCCGGAUUUAGUCCACGGUCCACCAGUUGAGUAUGGGGGGCUUAGGGCAUGUCCUGUUAUUUUCUUCCAGGCCUUGGAUGGUGACUUCUCAGAGGAGAACAGAGACAGGUGCCGUGUCGCUACAACUCCACUCAUCGAGGCAGUAGAGAAUCUAUCCACAUUUGCCUCCAACCCAGAGUUUGCUAGUAUCCCUGCACAGAUCAGCAAUGAGGUUCGUGAAGCUGCUUGUUCAGGGGGGGACUUUGUAUUGUGCGAUAAAGUGCAUUCAGAAAGUAUUCAGACCCCUUGACUUUUUCUUACGUUACAGCCUUAUUCUAAAAUGGAUUAAAUAAAACAUUUCCUCAUCAAUCUACACACAAUACCCCAUAAUGACAAAGCGAAAACAGGUUUUUAGAAAUUGUUGCACAUUUAUAAAAAAAUUUAAAACGGAAAUAUCACAUUUACAUAAGUAUUCAGACCCUUUACUCAGUACUUUGUUAAAGCACAUUUGGCAGCGAUUACAGUCUUGAGUCUUCUUGGGUAUGACGCUACAAGCUUGGCACACCUGUAUUUGAGGAGUUUCUCCCAUUCUUCUCUACAGAUCCUCUCAAACUCUGUCAGGUUGGAUGGGGAGCGUCGCUGCACAGCUAUUUUCAGGUCACUCCAGAGAUGUUCGAUCAGGUUCAAGUCCGGGCUCUGGCUGGGCCACUCAAGGACAUUUUACAUAAGUAUUCAGACCCUUUGCUUUGAGACUCGAAAUUGAGCUCAGGUGCAUCCUAUUUCCAUUGAUCAUCCUGGAGAUGUUACAACUUGAUUGGAGUCCACCUGUGGUCAAUUCAAUUGAUUGGACAUGAUUUAGAAAGGCACACACCUGUCUAUAUAAGGUCCCACAGUUGACAGUGCAUGUCAGGGCAAAAACCAAGCAAUGAGGUCGAAGGAAUUGUCCGUAGAGCUCCGAGACAGGAUUGUGUCGAGGCACAGAUCUGGGGAAGGGUACCAAAACAUUUCCGCAGCAUUGAAGGUCCCCAAGAACACAGUGGCCUCCAUCAUUCUUAAAUGGAAGAAGUUUGAAACCACCAAGACUCUUCCUAGAGCUGGCUGCACGGCCAAACUGAGCAAUCGGGGGAGAAUGGCCUUGGUCAGGGAGGUGAUCAAGAACCCGAUGGUCACUCUGACAGAGCUCCAGAGUUCCUCUGUGGAUAUGGGAGAACCUUCCAGAAGGACAACCAUCUCUGCAGCACUCCACCAAUCAGGCCUUUAUGGUAGAGUGGCCAGACUGAACCCACUCCUUAGUAAGAGGCACAUGACAGCCUGCUUGGAGUAUGCCAAAAGGCACCUAAAGGACUCUCAGACCAUGAGAAUCAAUAUUCUCUGUUCUGAUGAAAUCAAGAUUGAAAUCUUUGGCCUGAAUGCCAAGCGUCUCACGUCUGGAGGAAACCUGGCACCAUCCCUACGGGGAAGCAUGGUGGUGGCAGCAUCAUGCUGUAGGGAUGUUUUUCAGCGGGAAGGACUGGGAGACUAGUCAUGAUCAAGGGAAAGAUGAAUGGAGCAAAAUACAGAGAGAUCCUUGAUGAAAACCUGCUCCAGAGCGCUCAGGACCUCAGACUGGGGCGAAAGUUCACGCAGGAGUGGCUUCGGGACAAGUCUCUGAAUGUCCAGCCAGCCAGUGCCCAGACUUGAACUCGAUCGAACAUCUCUGGAGAGACCUGAACAUAGCUGUGCAGCGACGCUAUCCAUCCAACCUGACAGAGCUUGAGAGGAUCUGCAGAGAAGAAUGGGAGAAACUCCUCAAAUACAGGUGUGCCAAGCUUGUAGCGUCAUACCCAAGAAGACUCAAGGCUGUAAUCGCUGCCGAAGGUGCUUCAACAAAGUACUGAGUAAAGGGUCUGAAUACUUAAGUAAAUGUGAUAUUUUUGUUUUUUAUUUUGAAUAAAUUUGUAAACAUUUCUAUUUAAAAAAAAUCUGUUUUUCCUUUGUCAUUAUGGGGUAUUGUGUGUAUUUUGAUGAGGGGAAAAAAUUAUUGAAUCCAUUUUAGAAUAAGGCUGUAACGUAACAAAAUGUGGGAAAAGUCAAGGGGUCUGAAUACUUUCCGUAUGCACUGUAUGUAAGCUCUUCAAUGAAAAUGUAUGAACAUUUAAAUGCAGUUCUUGCUCAGAGGACUAUUUUUUUUUCAGCAUAUAUUGUCACAUUGUUUUAUUUGUCUGAUUCCUCAUAUAUUCUGUAGUAUAAACGAAACGGCAAAGCUACUCCUACAGAUUCCAUGAAUACAUUGGUAACUACGGCAUUCAAUCUUUCUUGAAAUAGAACCUUAAAUAUAGAGCCAGUACAGAGUUGUUUGUGCAGGAAAGCUUGGGGAAUUGGUUUGAUAUACUAUUUCUCUCUAGUUUAUAUAAUGUGGCUCAAGGAGAAAUGUUAUGUAUUUUAUGUUACAAUCUAGCAGAAAGAGUCCUCACACAGCACUAAAAGCUUUAUGACUGUAAUUAGUUGGAGGGCAGUAUUUAGCCACUCUCUCAGCACAGCUGCUCUAAGCUUCAGCUUGUUAAUAUAAUUGUCGAGGGAGGCUUUGGCUGCCAUCUUAACGACUGAAGGUGUGCCUCUGCGUCUCUAUGUAAAGCUGGAUCUCUAAUCUCAUCCCCCCUGUGAUACGCGGCUCUGAUUACACCUUUGAUCCAUCGGAAGUCGGGCUGAAUAAUAAGAGAUCAGGGACAGCUGUGUAGUAUGUUGCUAUUGAGCUGUUCUGUUAGUUAAGAUAUCUUUAACCUGUGUUCUAUCACCUCCACUGUCCUCCCCUCUCUUCCAUGUCCAGGGCUCGGCAGCCCAGGAGCCCAUUGUACGUUCAGCCCGCUCCAUGCUGGACAGCUCCACCCUGCUCCUGGAGACCGCCCGUUCACUCAUCAUCAACCCCAAAGACCCACCCACCUGGUCCAUCCUGGCUGGGCACUCCCGCACCGUCUCCGACUCCAUCAAGAGCCUCAUCACCUCCAUCAGGUCAGCACUGACCCCUCUGGUUCGACACUAUGGUGCUCUGGAUAUUAUUCUGUUGAGGCUGAGGGUGAUGGGGAGUUCAGCUAGCUCUGGGUAAGUAUCGGUUCGACUGAGCAGUGCGUUGUCAUGGUAAUUUAUGGUGGCUGGGUAUCCACCUCCCAUGUAUUAUGAAGAGGAACGCUCUAGGGCACUGAUAAAGAUGAGUAGGUAGAGUUGCGUGGAGGAUCUGCUGUGCUGCUGGUGCUGCUUACGCAGCUUUCUUAUACUGAGAAAGUCCCUCCUGCUGUCAUGAAUAGAGGUGUCUCUCCUCAUUAUCUGACACACACACAGUGAAUUGCCCCUUAGCUCCAGCACAAUCUGCAUCUGGUCAACCUCUAGAGACCAUGUUUGCAAAACAUGUACCUACUGUAGGUCCUGUAAUACUGCAUUGAUAACCUGUUUGUAGAAGUACUGCCUUGUUCGUAUGUAUCAUGGUUAGGGUUGCAAAGCUAUGGUAAUUUACCAAAGUUACUGGAAUCUUUGGUAAUUUUGGUAAUUAACUGAAAAUCUAUGGUAAUCUAUAGUAACUUUGGUCAUUUAUACUUGAAUAACUUGUUUUAAAAUGUAUUCAUAUAUAGUAUAAUUUUUUUAUAUCUGUGUCCAUAUUGUCCAUGAGUUUCUAGUAGAUAUACCAUAUGGUUCAAGAGAAAAUAGCCUAAUUAAUGAAAAAAGCAUCUAAUCAACAAUGGCCUUAUUUUCAAUUAACUCUGCAACUCUUCCAACUACUGCCACCAGUUUGACGCUGAAACAUUGACAACAAAUACAUAUUGACAUAGUAAAAUAAAUAAGUGUGUAAAAAAAUUAAGGAUAUUUCAUGCCGAAAUCUUCAUAUUAAACACCAAUGGUAUUCACUAAGUUGAUGGUUUGUAUUUAGGAUAAUGUUUUACAGCUUUGUCAUCACAUGUUUUUAUUUUGAAAUCAUCUUAUUUAAUUAUUUCAUAUAUUUUACAUGUGAUAAGGCCACACAGGGGGCCAGAGAUAAUUACAUACACCUGUGAUAAUCUGAAGUACCCAAAAGGGCCACUAGAUGUCUUGUGAUAGAUUACAUCAAAUCCUUGAAAGAUACAGUACCAAUAUUCUGGUAGUUUACUGGUUUCCAGUAAUAUACCCUCCCUUUGCAACCCUAACUGUGAUGCUGCAUUCAUAACCUGCUUGUAAAAGUACUGCCUUGUUCAUAUAUAUCAUGAUACUGUUGUUAGGGACAAGGCACCAGGGCAGAGGGAGUGUGACUACUCCAUUGAUAACAUCAACAAGUGUAUCCGGGACAUUGAGCAGGCUUCUCUAGCUGCUGUGGGCCAGAGCCUACAGGGAUGUAGGGAUGACAUCUCUUUAGAAGUAAGUUCAAAUGGUCAAUAUAAUUGGUUUCUUGAGCUUUCAUUUUCAGUUUCUGCUUCAUAAUUCUUUGCCACUCCCCUAGGCUUUGCAAGAGCAGUUGACAUCGUCGGUGCAGGAGAUUGGACAUCUCAUCGAUCCCAUCAAUACUGCAGCCAGGGGUGAAGCUGCCCAGCUGGGGCACAAGGUACUAGGCUGGGACUAUUCCCCUAUAGCAGUGGUCACCAACCUUUUCUGAGUCAAGAUCACUUUCGCAAGCCGAGAUCUACCGCUCAGAAUUUCUAUAAACAUGACUUACAUAAUUUUUUUACAUUAACCUAAUGAAAAUAGUUCUGUAAGAAUGAGGUUUUUGCAGUAUGCCUAAUAUAUUAUCACAGCAUAUUGGCUAUAUGCCUUGCCUGCCAAUAUUGUUCUUCUCAGACCAUAUUAUAUUUCAAAACCUCGAGCUUUGAUUACAAAAUAGAUCAGUCGGUGUAGCAUUUGCAAGCAUAAAUUGAAAUAAUUAGCAAAUAAUUAGCUUUUUUAUUUUACUGGACUGAUGGGACCUGCAUCUGAUGGUCAUGGUGCUUUCAAGACAACUGGGAACUCUGGAGAAAAAAAAAACGUUCCCCCAAAAAAGUCCCAGUCGGAUCUCGUUUUUUCCAGAGUUCCCAGUUGUCUUGAACACACGGAAGUCGAAAGUUGGAGAUUUCCGAGUUCCCAGUUGUUAGUCUCAGCAGAGGGAGGGAGAGAGCAGCAGAGUGUCCGACUCUCACGGUCCCUGCUCUCUCCUUCCUUUCCUCCGGUGAGACUGACCAGAGAGAGGGAACACCGUCUUCCACCUGAUGGCGAAAUUCAAGUAGCACCGCAUCUGCCUCAUGGACAAAUUCAUGUUGUUCCAGUGGCCAGAGAAAGUGAAAUGCUCCUUGAUAUUUAAAUAACACGACGAGCUGCUAAUAAUAAUAAAAACGCAGGGCUAUCGAUACACUUGGCUACUCAUUCAUUACAGCUGCAGCGCGAGUGGAAGUAGGGAGAAGCAUGUUUUAUGUUUUGUAAUAGAGUUGAAUAAAAACAGUGUUUACAGUGCUGAAUGAAAUUAGACAUAAACUCACUCAUAAAAACAGUAGCUCUUUGCUGUAUUCUUUGACAGUCUCUCUGUGGUCAUGGUUUUAAAAUGUAUUCAAUCUUAUGUAGGCUAGUAUCAAACUGUGCUGUGGCCGGGGUCAUGGAAGCUCUGUAGGCACUGUGAUUUGAGCUAUCCAAUUGGCCAGCGCAGUAGGCGUACUCGAUUUAGCCACAGGCAGAGUUUGUCUUUUCAGCCAAAUGAAAUGGUUCAAAAUGGGAACUCUUUGCUUACCCGGUGGGCAGGGCUUCCGAAUCAAGUGCACCUACCGACAACAGCACAACACGAAUAAAGUGCUUUUCUACAGAAAUGUUUGGUGAUCGACUAGUAAUUCCGCGAUCGACCAGUUGACCGGUUGGUGACCACUGCCCUAUAGGGAGAAAGUCCUUUUUCCUAGAGCCACUCCUCUUAUUCAAUCUGUGUCUCAUACUGUUACAUGAUACUGCCUCUCCCAGGUGACCCAGCUGGCCAGCUACUUUGAGCCGCUGAUUGUGGCGUCUGUUGGCCUGGCCUCUAAGAUCGUGGAUCAGCAGCAGCAGAUGAACAUCCUGGACCAGACUAAGACCCUGUCAGAGUCCGCUCUGCAGAUGCUCUACGCAGCCAAGGAGGGAGGUGGAAAUCCUAAGGUAAUGUUACUGGGCACAAAAGCCAUGUUGGAGCAAUGGAGCAGUACUAAAUUAGUAUAGAUUUCUGUGCACCUCAUUCCACAAUAUAUCAUAUUGUUUAUUGUCAUGUGCAUCGCCAUGUAUAUUGUUAUGAUGAAGAUUGUUGAGUUUCACGGUGGUCUGGUGUGUUUACUGCGUGUCCAGGCUGCCCACACCCACGACGCCAUAGCAGAGGCUAUCCAGCUGAUGAAGGAGGCUGUGGACGACAUUAUGGUGACGCUGAAUGAGGCGGCCAGCGAGGGCGGCAUGGUGGGAGGCAUGGUGGAGGCUGUCGCUGAGGCCAUGGGCAGGGUGAGUGGGGGCUGGCGCACUAUACAGUAGGGGGUGUCUUACUGUAUAGUAGUGUGUGUGUGUGUGUGUGUGUGUGUGUGUAAAUGUGCAUAUGUGCGUGCGCACGUGCAUGCGUGUACGCAUGUGUGUACUGUAGCCACAGGCAGCUCAGGAGUAGAGCUCUGCUGUUAACACUCAUCUCUUCCUACUGCUUUAAGAUGUUUCCUCCACAGUGGGCAGGCAGAGAAACAUGCCCCUCUAACUGACACUCAUUUGUGAGAUGCAUGGGAAGUGUCAGCUCCAGGCCUCAGAGCUGACAGCUGUCACUUAUCCACUGGCUGUCACCCUCCAUCCACUGUGAUCUGUCACAGUCUUGAUGAUGGAGCUCCUAAUAAUGAAUUAUAUUUGAUUGCCUGAAUGCUUCUAUCAGAUGUUGGUCUCUAUAUGUUUCCACCCCAGUGAAUUCCAUUUCUAUUUCUGCAUAGAAACUAACACAUUGUCUGGCCUUUUGUGGAUAUCUGCAUUCUGCAACAUAUUUAUGCAUAGAAUUAAUUGAAUAAAUAAAAGCUUUAUUCAAAUGUGUGGUAGAUGCUUGGUUGGUAUUCUUAUGUGUAUAUUAAGUACAAUAAGUAGCUAAAUUGAAUAUAUUGAAUGAGUCGUGGUUUUUCCUCUGCAGUUGGAUGAAGGCACUCCCCCUGAACCAGAAGGAUCCUUUGUGGAUUACCAGACCACCAUGGUGAAAUACUCCAAAGCCAUCGCCAUCACAACUCAGGAGAUGGUGAGCACAAACAACUACUCCCUGAAUAUGUCAUGUGUCCUUAUAGCUGUAUAAAACUCUUUAUCAAAACUCUUUAACAUGUCAUGUUAUGGCCUUGUUCUGACUGUCUACAGAUGACUAAGUCAGUGACGUGUCCAGAGGAGCUGGGUGGCCUAGCCUCUCAGGUGACUGUAGACUACAGCCAAUUAGCCCACCAAGGUCGCCUGGCAGCCGCCACCGCAGAACCAGAAGAGGUGAGAUGUCAAACAGUGCCUGUCAAAGCAGGAAACACAGUUAAAAUAUAGCAUUAUGAACUCUAAGAAGGCAUAUGGAAUGCGAUUUCUCUGUGGUGCACCUAUAGGCAAGCCCUAUGUCUUUACAGGGCAACAUAUCAAAAGAGGUUUGAGAUGCAAGAGAUUUGCAAAUGCUUAGAAAUAAAUAUGCAGAAAUAUCACACAGAAAGGAUUCAUACACCUUGACUUAUUCCACAUUUUGUUGUGUUACAGCCUGAAUUCAACAUUUAUUAAAUUGAUUUCUCACCCAUCUACACACAAUACCCCAUAAUGACAAAGCAAAAACAAUACUUUGUAGAAGCACCUUUGGCAGCGAUUACAUCUGUGAGUCUUUCUGGGUAAGUCUCUAAAGCCUUGUUCACAUUUAUAAUAUAUAAUAAUAUAAUAUAAUAAUAAUAAUAAUAUAAUAUGCCAUUUAGCAGACGCUUUUAUCCAAAGCGACUUACAGUCAUGCGUGCAUACAUUUUAGUGUAUGGGUGGUCCCGGGGAUCGAACCCACUACCCUGGCGUUACAAGCGCCGUGCUCUACCAGCUGAGCUACAGAGGACCACAUUUGCAGUUUGAAGUGACUCAAUCCUAUUUUUUUGCAUAUCCGAUUCGAAUAUGUUCUCACAUGGAAUUUGAUAUUUCAAGCCACAUUUCAAACCACCUUCGUAGGUGGUUUGAAGUCAGAUACAAAUCUUAUUCCUAGCCAUGCGACUUAUUUAUUUGCCCUCAAGUGGAUUUUAGACUUAUUUGGCAUAUCUUGUUGAUUACUAGCUACUCUGUUGACAGUUUGACAAGAACAUGUGGCAGAUAACUAGCUUGUUAAUUGUUUACAAACAACUUAGUGAAUGUUCUAGAAAGCUAAACCGCUACCUAGCUAGCUAGUUGACUGCUGUGGCUAGCCAAAAAGGACUUGUUUUGAAAGUUGGAUCAUCUUAUCCUUUGAGGCUUUAAAGGUGUUCUUACACUAUGAUUUUGAACAUUCAAAGCAACUGGGAAACGUCCAUGGCAGGCAUUGUUGUCACCUUAACUUGCUACAUAACUUCUGAGUGAUGUGAACCACGAGCACUACCACCAAUCAGCCUACACCACUGCGCAGUGCGCACACCCCCGUUGUUUCUAUGACAACUAGUGUAUUCAUGUCAGCAAAUGACUGCUGUCUGAACACACACAAUUUGAUCGCUUGUAACAUGCUGUUUGGACAGUCAGUAUUCCAAAACAGAUUUGAAAAACAAAACCGAUUUGAGCAUUAAGGCCUGCAAUGUGAACAAGGCUUAAGAGCUUUGCACACAUGGAUUGUACUAUAUUUGCACAUUAUUUGUCUUUUUUUUAAAUCUAGCUCUGUCAAGUUGGUUGUUGAUCAUUGCUAGACAGCCAUUUUCAAGUCUUGCCAUAGAUUUUCAAGCCGAUUUAAGUCAAAACUGUAACUAGGCCACUCAGGAACAUUCAAUGUCGUCUUGGUAAGCAACUCCAGCGUAUAUUUUCUGUUUCUUUUUAUCCUAGAAAACUCCUGAGUCCUUGCCGAUUACAACCGUACCCAUAACAUGAUGCAGCCACCACCAUGCUUGAAAAUAAUAUGAAGAGUGGUACUCAGUGAUGUGUUGUGUUGGAUCUGCCCCAAACAUAUUGCUUUGUAUUCAGGACAUAAAGUUCAUUUCUUUGCCAAAUUUUUUGCAGUUUUACUUUAGUGACUUAUUGCAAACAGGAUGCAUGUUUUGGAAUAUUUGUAUUCUGUACAGGCUUCCUUCUUUUCACUCGCGGACAUUUAGGUUAGUAUUGUGGAGUAACUACAAUGUUGUUGAUCCAUCCUCAGUUUCCUCCUAUCACAAUCAUUAAACUCUAACUUUUUUAAAGUCACCAUUGGCCUCGUGGUGAAAUCCCUGAGCGGUUUCCUUCCUCUCCGGCAAUGGGGUAAGGAAGGACGCCUGUAUCUCUGUAGUGACUGGGUGUAUUGAUACACCACCCAAAGUGUAAUUAAUAACUUCACCAUGCUCAAAGGGAUAUUCAAUGGACCUUUACAAAUAAUUGUAUUUUUUUUGUUUUGUCAUUUAGCAGAUGCUCUUAUCCAGAGCGACUUACAGGAGCAAUUACAGUUAAGUGCCUUGCUCAAGGGCACAUCGGCAGAUUUUUCACCUAGUCGGCUCGGGGAUUAGAACCAGCGACCUUUCGGUUACUGGCACUACGCUCUUAACCACUAAGCUACCUGCCGCCCCUAUUAUUGUAUGUGUGGGGUACAGAGAUGAGGUAGUCAUUCACAAAUCAUGUUAAACACUAUUGUUGCACACAGAGUCCAUGGAACUUAUGUGACUUGUUAAGCAAACUUUAGGCUUGCCAUAACAAAGGGGUUGAAUACUUAUUGACUCAAGACAUUUCAGCUUUUCCUUUUUUAUAAAUGUUUAAACAUUUCUAAAAACAUAAUUCCACUUUGACAUUAUGGCGUAUUGUGUGUAGGCCAGUGACACAAAAUCGCUAUUUAAUCAAUUUAAAAUUCUGGCUGUAACACAACAAAGUGUGGAAAAAGUCAAGGGGUGUGAAUAAUUUCUGAAGGCACCGUAUGUACAGAUACAGUGCAUUCGGAAAGUAUUCAGAUCCCUUCCCUUUUCCACAUUUUGUUACGUUACAGCCUUAUUCUAAAUUGGAUUAAAUCAAUUGUUUUCCUCAUCAAUCUACACACAAUACCCCAUAAUGACGAAGCGAAAACAGGUUUUUAGAAAUGUAUGCAAAUGUAUACAAAUUUAAAAACAGCAAUGCCUUAUUUACGGAAGUAUUCAGACCCUUUGCUAUGAGACUCAGAAUUGAGCUCAUGUGCAUCCUGUUUCCAUUGAUCAUCCUUGAGAUGUUUCUACAACUUGAUUGGAGUCCACCUGUGGUAAAUUCAAUUGAUUAGACAUGAUUUGGAAAGGCACACACCUGUCUAUAUAAGGUCCCACAGUUGACAGUGCAUGUCAGAGCAAAAACCAAGCCAUGAGGUCGAAGGAAUUGUCCGUAGAGCUCUGAGACAGGAUUGUGUCGAGGCACAGAUCUGGGGAAGGGUACCAAAAAAUGUCUGCAGCACUGAAGGUCCCCAAGAACACAGUGGCCUCCAUCAUUCUUAAAUGGAAGAAGUUUGGAACCACCAAGACUCUUCCUAGAGCUGGCCGCCCGGCAAACUGAGCAAUCAGGGGAGAAGGGCCUUGGUCAGGGAGGUGACCAAGAACCUGAUGGUCACUCUGACAGAGCUCCAGAGUUCCUCUGUGGUGAUGGGAGAACCUUCCAGAAGUACAACCAUCUCUGCAGCACUCCACCAAUCAGGCCUUUAUGUUAGGGUGGCCAGACGGAAGCCGCCACUCAGUAAAAGGCACAUGACAACCCGCUUGGAGUUUGCCAAAAGCCACCUAAAGGACUCUCAGACCAUGAGAAACAAGAUUCUCUGAUCUGAUGAAACCAAAAUGUAACUCUUUGGCCUGAAUGACAAGCGUGACAUCUGGAGGAAACCUUUUAUUUAUUUAUUUAUUUUCUUAUUUUUGGUAUUUUUACCCCUUUUUCUCCCAAAUUUCGUGAUAUCCAAUUGGUAGUUACAGUCUUGCCCCUUCGCUGCAACUCCCGUACGGGCUCGGGAGAGGCGAAAGUCGAGAGCCAUGCUUCCUCCGAAACAUGACCCCGCCAAGCCGCACUGCUUCUUGAAACUCUGUACAGCUGGCGACCGAAGUCAGCGUUAAUGCGCCUGGCCGCCACAAGGAGUCGCUAGAGCGCGAUGGGACAAGGACAUCCCAGCCGGCCAAACCCUCCCCUAAUCUUGACGACUCUGGGUCAAUUGUGCGCCGCCUCAUGGGUCUCCCGGUUGUGGCCGGCUGCAACACAGCCCGGGAUCAAAUCCGGAUCUGUAGUGACGCAUCUAGCACUGCGAUGUAGUGCCUUAGACCGCUGCGCCAUUCGGGAGGCCAUCUGGAGGAAACCUGGCAUCAUCCCUGUGGUGGCAGCAUCAUACUGUGGGGAUGUUUUUCAGCGGCAGGGACUGGGAGACUAGUCAGGAUUGAGGGAAAGAUGAACGGAGCAAAGUACAGAGAGAUCCUUGAUGAAAACCUGCUCCAGAGCGCUCAGAACCUCAGACUGAGGCGAAGGUUCACCUUCCAACAGAACAAAGACCCUAAGCACACAGCCAAGACAAUGCAGGAGUGCCUUCGGGACAAGUCUCUGAAUGUCCUUGAGUGGUCCAGCAAGAGCCCGGACUUGAACCCGAUCGAACAUCUCUGGACAGACCUGAAAAUAGCUGUGCAGUGACACUCCCCAUCCAACCUGACAGAGCUUGAGAGGAUCUGCAGAAAAGAAUGGGAGAAACUCGCCAAAUACAGGUGUGCCAAGCUUGUAGUGUCAUACCUAAGAAGACUCGAGGCUGUAAUCGCUGCCAAAGGUGCUUCAACAAAGUACUGAGUAAAGGGUCUGAGUACUUAUGUAAAUGUUAUAUUUCAAUUGUUUUUUUUUUUAUACAUUUGGCAAAACUUCUAAAAAACUAUUUUUGCUUCGUUGGGUAUUGUGUGUAGAUUGAUGAGGGAAUAGAAACAAAUGUAAUCCAUUUUAGAAUAAGGCUGUAACGUAACAAAAUGUGGAAAAAGUCAAGGGGUCUGAAUACUUUCCGAAUGCACUGUAUGUCACAGGGUGGAUGGCACUCUUUGAUAUGAUGCAUCUUCCUUGAGGCUGUACUCCAUAAUGUGAAAUCAAACUGGAAUAUAUUUUCACCUCUCAAACCUCUGUCUCCCUGUCUCAGCUGCACCAACAUAGUCUGUGUUUAAAGAUAAUCUCUGCUAUGAGAGGGAGACUGCUAACGACAGUAUGUGUGAAAACAUAACCUAAUAACAACACACUCUUAUCAAUAGCCUUUACAUAACUGGCUGCUGGAAAUCCUUGUUACCAUAGUGACAUUGUACCCCUCCAAGCCUAAAAGCCUAUAGUGAUGCUGGUAAUGAAGUACCACCCACCCAUGAAUCAGGUUAACCCAGCAGCCUGAUAAGAGUCAGUCAGUCAGUCGAGGACAUGAGGCAUUGUCUGCUGUGUGGAGGGAAGGGAGGGAGGGAGGGAGUGAGUGGGUGGAUGGCAGCUCUCUGAGAGAUGACUCUGUGGUACUGAUGGACUGGCUGGCUGUGCUUGCAGGUGGGCUUCCAGAUUAAGACUCGGGUCCAGGAGCUGGGCCAUGGAUGUAUCUACCUGGUUCAGAAGGCUGGGGCCCUGCAGAUGAGCCCCACUGACAGCUUCUCCAAGAGGGAGCUCAUUGAGUGUGCCCGUGGUGUCACUGAGAAGGUAGGUUGGGAACGGGGCUGAUAUAGUGUAAUUCUUGAACCUUGAGGUAAAUUGUGAUAACUUUAAAGUCUGCAAUGUUAUUAUCUGAAUGCAGAGAAAUAUAGAUAUUCAGUUGAAUCGUUCUGUACAUUGGCUUUUGUUACUGCAUUUUAACAUUGCUAAGCUUAAAGUAAGUUGAGGUUUCUAUUUUAAGUGAAACCAAGAAUGUCAUCCCCUUGAACGGCAGUUGCUUACUGUGUUCUGUGUCUGAUGCCGGUAGCAGAAUCACAAAGGGGUUUUGUGAAGAAAGAGUCCAGGUGUGAAUGUCGUUCUGGUGUCAGGGGAAUAGCUGAGAAUCGGCUCUAGGGAUUAUGGCUUGUUAUAAUGGAGCAUUCGCCACUGUGCCCUUAUUCCCCUGGGGGAAGAACUGGGGGAGUGAAUCAAGCAGACCUACAUUAGGUGUCAUAAAACUGGAGUUAUGUUUUCUAUGUGUUGUAUUAAGAUAACAACUUGUGCUCUACAGUAGCCGUGAAUAUUAAUAUCAGUUCAGUGUUUUAGUUCAUGUUCUCUUGAUUGCACUUAUAUAGUGAACUUAGACCAAUUUGUCCCUUCUGUGGCCCUAGAACUAGCAGAAGAUAUCACUGGUUCUCAAUGAGUCUGCAUUAUAAUUUAUUCUCCUCACCUACCGCAUGAUUUGAUUCAAGGGUCAUAUCAGACUUGAAUAAUUUGUGGCCUCAUGCGUGUGAGGACUGGGUAGCUGAACUUUGCUAUGCCUCAUUUGAAUGCUUCUCUCAUGGCUUUUCGUUUGUUUGUGAGGGACUGCAGAUGUCUGUCUGUCUGGACUGGGAGGGAGAGGGAGCACUGUGUGAUGCAGCGUCAGAUUCAUUGGUUUAAUGUGUUUGUGCAGCAGCAGGCUCAAGGCUAAUGCAUGGUUCCCCCUCUCUCUCCUUCUGCUAGCUCCCUAACAGCUCCCUGCUCAGUCCAGCACUCUCAGAUUACCUCACAGUCGGCCCUCCCAUUACCUUGAUUCACAUCUUGAUUGGAAUGCCAAUGGGAAGCUUUAAUCAAAUGAGGAUUUCACCAACAUGUUAUUUGAUCAUGUACUGUAAGCCGUGGAUCCUGAGUGGUGGUUGUCAUUCACAGAUAAUAGCAGAUAUUAUGCCUAAGCUCCUUUGUUUUCUCUUAACAUAAUAAGGUCAGAGGGUAUGAUUAGUUUAUGAUCAUGCUGUGUGUUUGGAUGUUUAUUGAGACAGACCUGGAGGUGCUGUUGUUAAUCCUGUGUUGUGUGUUGCUCCCCCUGUCUGUCUGUCCAUGCAGGUUUCCAUGGUGCUGUCUGCGUUGCAGGCAGGUAACAAAGGCACUCAGGCCUGCAUCACAGCAGCCAGCACUGUCUCUGGCAUCAUCGCUGACCUGGACACCACCAUCAUGUUCGCCUCGGCCGGAACACUCAAUCCUGAGAACGAAGAGUCCUUCGCUGACCACAGGUGAGACCAGAGCAGGGCAGAGUAGUGAGGUGAACACUGUUCUGUUGAGGAGAUGACCUUGGGCCAAACGUAUUAUGUCCACAGAAACCACAGGUCAAAUAUGGGUCAGUGAAGGAAUAUAAUAGAAUGGACUUUGACCUCAUACAAGAUGGCUUUCCUUGAGGAAAGGGAAUGUUUCUUCCCAUAAACUGCAGCUUCUGUAUGACUAUAGAGUAUUACAUUCAAUAAAUCUUAAUUGUUCCCAAUGGGUAUUUGACAAGAUGUUGUGUGGUGUUCCUCAGGGAGAGCAUCCUGAAGACAGCCAAGGCUCUGGUGGAGGACACUAAGCGGCUGGUGUCUGGGGCAGCGUCCAGUCAGGACAGACUGGCCCAGGCUGCCCAGUCCUCAGCCAACACCAUCACCAUGCUCACUGACGUGGUCAAACUGGGAGCCACCAGCAUGGGCUCUGACGACCCAGAGACUCAGGUAAUACACUGACCACACCAUGUUGGAUUGAAAUUACAACACAUAAAUGUAACACUACAACAAUCUUUCAGACAAUCUUUCCACAUAUUUAUAUCACAUACCUCUAAAUAGUCCAAUCAUAAUUUAACCUGUACGCCAUGUAUUAUGUAAAGGUAAACCUGACAGGCCCGUACUGUUCUGUUAGUCUUUUGUCAUUCUGUCUAGCCAUUCUGUAGCAUACAUUUCCUCCUGCUGUAUCUCUCCCCUUCACUUUGCCAGAAGUAUCAUAGUUCCAGGAAGAAGUGAUAAGGCCAGGCUCUGUUAAAUCCUGCCCUGAGGUAGGCCUGAUAAACCUGUACUCUGUCCAUUGUGUUGUAUUGAUGUGGUGUCUCUCUCUCUCCCUCCCUCCCCCUCUUCUCAGGUGGUCCUCAUAAAUGCGGUGAGAGAUGUGGCCAAGGCUCUAGCUGAGCUCAUCGGCGCCACCAAGUGUGCUGCAGGCAAGCCAGCGGAUGACCCGUCCAUGUAUCAGCUGAAGAGUGCUGCCAAGGUACUGUAAGACAUACACUUCUCUAACAUAGAGAAUACCACACUGAAUUUGUGUAUUCAGCUGCCCUUGUUUUACAGAAAUGUAGCUCCUGUACAGGGAUAUGCUUAUCUAUAGAUACAGUAUCUAAUGCAAUAUGCUGUCUUUGUGUGUCACAGCAGUAGGUUCUCAAAGCAACGCGUAUGAUCCGGUUUCCAACAGGAUAUGACACUUUCUUAUCACUGUUCGUGUUUGGCUGUGUGUUUGUAUUUGUGUGUGUGUGUGUGUGUGUGUAUGUGUGUGUGUGUGUGUUUGCCACUGUCACUGAGAUGGGUGUCAGGGUGUGUGUGACUCAUGCUUGUCACAGUGGGUGUGAGCUCUGAGCCAUCUGUGAUCACACCACUGUGACUGGAGAGGCUCCUUAUCUCCAACACUAUGGAGAGACAGCCACUGACUGGGGCUUUACUGAAGCCUAGCCAAACCUGCGUGCCCUGCUCUUUCUACUCACACUCUCCCUCCAUAUCUACCAACACAUAGGCCAGCAGCUCAGAGAUCAAAACUAAACUCCACAGUAAUCUUUCUCAAUUUUAAUAGAGGAUAUCCAAGGAAACAUUACACUAAACAGACUUGAGCAUAUCGUUUCGCAGUGUGCAGAGAGACCUCAAUGUCAUAGUUAACAUGCCUUACACCCCGAGUCCAGUUAUGGGCUUUAAGUAUACCUGUCCUUGGUUAUACCUUGGACCAGAUCAAAGGAUUUCAUAGGUUGACUGUAUAGCCAGCAUCAUAUAACCAUAAUCAAAGUAUUACCUCUCUAAGACAUGCCCCUAAUCCUUCUCACCCUUCAAUCACUUCUCUCUUAUCCUCCAACUAUUCAGCCACACAUAUGCAACUCUAACUGUUACAUUAGGCUUAUUUUCCUCUCUAGUUUUAAUCUAAUUAGGGCCACCCAUGUAACCUGCUCAAGCUCACAGCUUGUUUUCAUUCCUCCAACAUAUGGUGACCUCCGAAUGGGACCCUCUCUCAAACCCCUCCGUGCUCUGUUCGGGUUGUUGAAAUAUGUUCAGAGUUCCAUGGCACAAUCUGCUCCUCACAAACAAGCUGUACAUGGUCUGUUUGAGGUUUUGAUGCAGGGUUCUUGCUUAUAAAACAAGUUUGUCUGUGGUUCUGCUUUAAGUUUUUUUUCCUCAUGGUCUGAAAUGUAUAGUAUUGUCCUUCCAUACUGUUGGUGUUCUAUCAGGGCUGGAUCUACUGAGACCUGUCUGGUCUCUGGUGCUGGGGGGAGACGACACCACCUGUUGGCCUGGCUCUGUGUUUAUUGAGUUUCAUCCCCACUGCUACAGUCCCUCUAUCUCUCUCUCUCUGAAAGGUGAUGGUGACCAAUGUGACUUCACUGCUGAAGACGGUCAAGGCUGUGGAGGAUGAGGCUACUCGCGGGACGAGGGCACUGGAGGCCACCAUUGAGUGCAUCAAACAGGAGUUGACAGUAAGACUCCCUGACAGGCUCCCCUCGCCAGGCUGGUUAAAGCAAGGGAGGUGUGCCUGUAUAUUGAAUGCCAUACCUAACAGUUAAAAAAUAUAUAUUUUCUCGACUUAAAAUCUGAUAUCUAUUCAACCUUUGCUGCUCCUCCUCUCCUCUCCUCUCCUCCCCAAAGCCCUGCAGUAUUCUCGUUGCUCUUAUCAGGGAUUUUGUAGCAGACACAGGGGGAAAGGGAGGCUGAAAUAUUAGUCAGCUUGUUUUUCUUGUGAUUUACUGCUAAUCCUUAUCAGUGUACCCUCAGGACCACAACAGGCUUUACCUAGGUUGCAAAUCCAAAUCAAACACAGCCCACUUAGCUCACAAUUAUAGUAGCAUCAAUAACACUAGGAAACGUUUUUUUUUUUUUUUACCUUUAUUUAACUAGGCAAGUCAGUUAAGGACAAAUUCUUAUUUACAAUGACGGCCUACCCCGGCCAAACCCGGACAACGCUGGGCCAAUUGUGCACCGCCAUUACAGUGGUCGUGUACACCUCGGGCUGACUGUUGACUGUUUAAGACUAACAAUAAGCGCCAGGAGUAUUUUCUAGUCUGGUCAUAUCGUCAGGAAAAACUCCUGUCCUUGGUAAUAAUGCACGAACCUGUGCAUCAAAGUAGAUCAUCCUCAGUGGCUGUCAGUGCAGUCACAGUUAGUCAUGCUGUGAGUGUGCGCAGGUGUUCCAGUCCAAGGACCUCCCAGAGAAGUCGACCACGCCGGAAGAGUUUAUCCGCAUGACAAAGGGCAUCACCACAGCAACGUCCAAGGCUGUGGCAGCGGGCAACUCUGCCCAGCAGGAGCACGUCAUCGCCACAGCCAACCUGAGCCGCAAAGCCAUCUCUGAUAUGCUGACCACCUGCAAGGUGAUAAUCCACCCCAACCCUGCCAGCUCAGGGCUCACAUCCUCACACUGACACUACAGCACAGCACUCAGUCCCAUAAUGCUGCUCUGCCAGGGAAAAUGUGACAGCAGGACAGCAGGGGCUAGUUCAGAUGGCUGGUGUGACGUACUCAUGGUUCAAUGUCACUCAGCCUGGAACAUUAGGCAUGAUGCCCUUCAGGCACAUCACAAUACUUUACUUCUAGCAGUGAAAAGACCAGGAAAGAAGUAUCAAAAAGCAUUUGGAGACCUUAACAAACUGGCCCAUACUGCUCUAAGUAACAUACAGUCUGGAUAACAGGAGGUUGGUGGCACCUUAAUUGGGGAGAACGGGCUUGUGGUAAUGACUGGAGCGGAAUCAGUGGAAUGGUAUCAAAGACAUCAAACACAUGGUUUCCAUGUGUUUGAUGCUAUUCCAUUUGCUCCGUUCCGACCAUUAUUAUGAGCCGUCCUCCCCUCAGCAGCCUCCUGUGGUCUGGAUAGUAUAUCCUAAUGUAAUGUUUCCCAACUCCAGUCCUCGUGUACCAUCUGUGGUAGCCCCGGACAACCAGACCUGAUUCAACUCAUUGAGGGCUUGAAUAAUUAGUUGACAAGUUGAAUCAGGUGUGCUUGUCAGGGGCUACAACAAAAAAAGUGUACUGUUGGAGGUACUGGAGGACUGGAGUUGGGAAACACUGGACUAGUGGUCACACUAUGUUUUAGACAUUGACUCACUGACUAGACAAGAGCAUAUCACUAGGCAGAGCAUAUCUCUAGGCAGAGCAUAUUUCUAGGCAGAGCAUAUCACUAGGCAGAGCAUAUCACUAAGCAGAGAAAAUGUCACCUUUUCUAAGUUGUUGUUUCUUCUUCCAGCAAGCGGCCUGUCAUCCAGAGGUGAGUGAUGAGGUGAGGAGCAAGGCCCUGCACUACGGGUCAGAGUGCACCACUGGAUACAUCGACCUGCUGGAGCAAGUACUGCUGGUGAGGGGGAGAAUACAAUACAUCACACAGACAACACCUUAGAACUCAUAACCUCUAUUAGCUUGGCCUGAUGGCAUGUGGCUCCAUGAGGAAGGUUGUGUCUGUGUCUGUGUGUGUGUCCAGGUGCUCCAGAAGCCCACGGCUGACCAGAGGCAGCAGCUGGCGGUACACUCCAAGUGCGUGGCGGGAUGUGUGACAGAGCUCAUCCAGACAGCUGAGGCCAUGAAGGGUGAGACAGCACACAGCGCUGCCACACACACACACUUGCAUACAUGCACACACACACAAAUUCACCUAGAGGAGCAUAGUUCGACCAGACUACUGCAUUCUGCAGAAACCCAGCAUACCAUUCUGGCUAUAAAUUCAAACAAUGUAAAUUAGUUUAGGGAUGUUUUCUUCCCAGGGCCUAUAAUGGAUUUGUGUGUGUAUAAUAUUCACAAUAAUGUUGUUUUUUUUAAAACCACCCCAUUAAUCCACAGGUUAUGUGGACAGGUAAUAUAGAAAAUGUGCUGUAGAGUGGGCCUAACAUCCUGAGUAAUUGCAAGUGUCAACAUUAGAUUAGUAGGUUGGCUAUCACAUGUAUACCAGGAAUGUGUCCUUCAGAAGCCCUGCUGCCUGCCUUCCAUAUCUCUGACAGCACUAAUAUAUGUGAUGUUUUAUUUGUGCUUCCCAUGACUGUGUUUUUGUAUUUGAAUGUAUGUGUGUGUGUGUAUAUACAGUGCAUUCGGAAUGUAUUCAGACCCCUUGAUUUUCUCCACAUUUUGUUACGUUACAGCCUUAUUCUAAAAUGGAUUAAAUUGUUUUUUUCCCUCAUCAAUCUUCACACUAUACCCCAUAAUGACAAAGCAAAAACAGGUUUUUAGAAAAUUUUGCUAAUUUAUUAAAAUAAAACACUGAAAUAUCGCAUUUACAUAAGUAUUCAGACCCUUUACUCAGUACUUUGUUGACGCACCUUUGGCACCUGUAUUUGGGGAGGUUCUCCCAUUCUACACUGCAGAUCCUCCCAAGCUCUGUCAGGUUGGAUGGGGAGCGUCGCUGCACAGCUAUUUUCAGGUCUCUCCAGAGAUGUUUGAUUGGGUUCAAGUCUGGGCUCUGAUUGGGCCAAUCAAGGAGACUUGUCCCAAAGCCACUCCUGUGUUGUCUUGGCUGUGUGCUUAAGGUUGUUGUCCUGUUGGAAGGCGACCCUUCGCCCCAGUCUGAGGUCCUGAGCACUCUGGAGCAGGUUUUCAUCAAGGAUCUCUCUGUACUUUGCUCCGUUCAUCUUUCCCUCGAUCAUGACUAGUCUCCCAGUCCCUGCCGCUGAGAAACAUCCCCACAGCAUGAUGCUGCCACCACCAUGCUUCACCGUAAGGAUGGUGCCAGGUUUCCUCCAGAUGUGACGCUUAGCAUUCAGGCCAAAGAGUUAAAUCUUGGUUUCAUCAGACCAGAGAAUCUUGUUUCUCAUGGUCUGAGUGUCCUUUAGGUGGCUUUUGGCAAAAUCCAAACAGGCUAUCAUGUGCCUUUUACUGAGGAGUGGCUUCCAUCUGGCCACCCUACCAUAAAGGCCUGAUUGGUGGAGUGCUGCAGAGAUGGUUGUACUUCUGGAAGGUUCUCCCAUCACCACAGAGGAACUCUGGAGCUCUGUCAGAGUGACCAUCAGGUUCUUGGUCACCUCCCUGACCAAGGCCCUUCUCCCCCGAUUGCUCAGUUUGCCGGGCGGCCAGCUCUAGGAAGAGUCUUGGUGGUUCCAAACUUCUUCCAUUUAAGAAUGAUGGAGGCCACUGUGUUCUUGGGGACCUUCAGUGCUGCAGACAUUUUUUGGUACCCUUCCCCAGAUCAGUGCCUCGACACAAUCCUGUCGGAGCUCUACGGACAAUUCCUUCGACCUCAUGGCUUGGUUUUUGCUCUGACCUGCACUGUCAACUGUGGGACCUUGUAUAGACAGGUGUGUGCCUUUCCAAAUCAUGUCCAGUCAGUUGAAUUUAACACAGGUGAACUCCAAUCAAGUUGUAGAAACAUCUCAAGGAUGAUCAAUGGAAACAGAAUGCACCUGAGCUCAGUUUCGAGUCUCAUAGCAAAGGGUCUUAAUAGUUAUGUAAAUAAGGUAUUUCUGUUUUUAAUUUUUAAUACAUUUGCAAAAAAUUCCAAAAACCUGUUUUCGCUUUGACAUUAUGGGGUAUUGUCUGUAGAUUGAUAAAGGAAAAUGUUUUAUUUAAUCCAUUUUAGAAUAAGGCUGUAACGUAACAAAAUGUGGAAAAAGUCAAGGGGUCUGAAUACUUUCUGAAUGCACUGUGUAUAUAUAUAUAUAUAUAACUAUAGUUUUGUGCAUGACACAAGUAAUCUUUCCAACAAUUGUUUACAGACAGAUUAUUUAACUUAUAAUUCACUGUAUCACAAUUCCAGUGGGUCAGAAGUUGAUUGGAGGUGUACCUGUGGAUGUAUUUCAAGGCCUACCUUCAAACUCAGUGCCUUUUUGCUUGACAUCAUGGGAAAAUCAAAAGAAAUCAGCCAUGACCUCAGAAAAAAAAUUGUAGACCUCCACAAGUCUGGUUCAUCCUUGGGAGCAAUUUCCAAACGUCUGAAAGUACCACGUUCAUCUGUACAAACAAUAGUACGCAAGUAUAAACACCAUGGGACCACGCAGCCGUCAUACCGCUCAGGAAGGAGACGCGUUCUGUCUCCUAGAGAUUAACGUACUUUGGUGCGAAAAGUGCAAAUCAAUCCCAGUACAACAGCAAAGGACCUUGUGAAGAUGCUGGAGGAAACAGGUACAAAAGUAUCUACAGUGGGGGAAAAAAGUAUUUAGUCAGCCACCAAUUGUGCAAGUUCUCCCACUUAAAAAGAUGAGAGAGGCCUGUAAUUUUCAUCAUAGGUACACGUCAACUAGGACAGACAAAAUGAGAAAAGAAAUUCCAGAAAUUACAUUGUAGGAUUUUUAAUGAAUUUAUUUGCAAAUUAUGGUGCAAAAUAAGUAUUUUGUCAAUAACAAAAAAUUCUCAAUACUUUGUUAUAUACCCUUUGUUGGCAAUGACACAGGUCAAACGUUUUCUGUAAGUCUUCACAAGGUUUGCUGGUAUUUUGGCCCAUUCCUCCAUGCAGAUCUCCUCUAGAGCAGUGAUGUUUUGGGGCUGUCGCUGGGCAACACGGACUUUCAACUCCCUCCAAAGAUUUUCUAUGGGGUUGAGAUCUGGAGACUGGCUAGGCCACUCCAGGACCUUGAAAUGCUUCUUACGAAGCCACUCCUUCGUUGCCCGGGCGGUGUGUUUGGGAUCAUUGUCAUGCUGAAAGACCCAGCCACGUUUCAUCUUUAAUGCCCUUGCUGAUGGAAGGAGGUUUUCACUCAAAAUCUCACGAUACAUGGCCCCAUUCAUUCUUUCCUUUACACGGAUCAGUCGUCCUGGUCCCUUUGCAGAAAAACAGCCCCAAAGCAUGAUGUUUCCACCCCCAUGCUUCACAGUAGGUAUGGUGUUCUUUGGAUACAACUCAGCCUUCUUUGUCCUCCAAACACGACGAGUUGAGUUUUUACCAAAAAGUUCUAUUUUGGUUUCAUCUGACCAUAUGACAUUCUCCCAAUCCUCUUCUGGAUCAUCCAAAUGCACUCUAGCAAACUUCAGACGGGCCUGGACAUGUACUGGCUUAAGCAGGGGGACACGUCUUGCACUGCAGGAUUCGAGUCCCUGGCGGCGUAGUGUGUUACUGAUGGUAGGCUUUGUUACUUUGGUCCCAGCUCUCUGCAGGUCAUUCACUAGGUCCCCGGGUGGUUCUGGGAUUUUUGCUCACCGUUCUUGUGAUCAUUUUGACCCCACGGGGUGAGAUCUUGCGUGGAGCCCCAGAUCGAGGGAGAUUAUCAGUGGUCUUGUAUGUCUUCCAUUUCCUAAUAAUUGCUCCCACAGUUGAUUUCUUCAAACCAAGCUGUUUACCUAUUUCAGAUUCAGUCUUCCCAGCCUGGUGCAGGUCUACAAUUUUGUUUCUGGUGUCCUUUGACAGCUCUUUGGUCUUGGCCAUAGUGGAGUUUGGAGUGUGACUUUUUGAGGUUGUGGACUUGUGUGUCUUGUGUGUCUUUUAUACUGAUAACAAGUUCAAACAGGUGCCAUUAAUACAGGUAACGAGUGGAGGACAGAGGAGCCUCUUAAAGAAGAAGUUACAGAUCUGUGCGAGCCAGAAAUCUUGCUUGUUUGUAGGUGCGAGCCAGAAAUCUUGCUUGUUUGUAGGUGACCAAAUACUUAUUUUCCACCAUAAUUUGCAAAUAAAUUCAAUAAAAAUCCUACAAUGUGAUUUUCUGGAAAACAUUUUCUCAAUUUGUCUGUCAUAGUUGCCGUGUACCUAUGAUGAAAAUUACAGGCCUCUCUCAUCUUUUUAAGUGGGAGAACUUGCACAAUUGGUGGCUGACUAAAUACUUUUUAUCCACAGUAAAACGAGUCCUAUAUCGACAUAACCUGAAAGGCCCUCAGCAAGGAAGAAGCCACUGCUCCAAAACCUCCAUAAAAAAGCCAGACUAGAGUUUGCAACUGCACAUGGGGACAAAGAACGUACUUUUUGGAGAAAUGUCCUCUGGUCUGAUUAAACAAAAAUAGAACUGUUUGGCCAUAAUGACCAUCGUUAUGUUUGGAGGAAAAAGGGGGACGCUUGCAGGCCAAAGAACACCAUCCCUACCGUGAAGCACGGGGGUGGCAGCAUCAUGCUGUGGGGGUGCUUUGCUGCAGGAGGGACUGGUGCACUUCACAAAAUAGAUGGCAUCAUGAGGAAGUAAAAUUAUGUGGAUAUAUUGAAGCAACCUCUCAAGACAUCAGUCAGGAAGUUAAAGCUUGGAGUGGCCAUCACAAAGCCCUGACCUCAAUCCUAUAGAAAAUGUGUGGGCAGAACUGAAAAGGCGUGUGCGAGCAAGGAGGCCUACAAACCUGACUCAGUUACACCAGCCCUGUCUGGAGGAAUGGGCCAAAAUUCACCCAAUUUAUUGUGGGAAGCUUGUGGAUGGCUACCUGAAACGUUUGACCCAAGUUAAACAAUUUAAAGGCAAUGCUUCCAAAUACUAAUUGAGUGUAUGUAAACUUCUGAUCCACUGGGAAUGUGAUGAAAGAAAUAAAAGCUGAAAUAAAUCAUUCCAAUCAACACCUACUCACUUUAUUUUUACUAUUUUCUACAUUGUAGUGAACAAGUUUGGGGUCACUUAGAAAUGUCCUUGUUUUCGAAAGGAAAGCCAUUUUUUGUCCAUUAAAAUAACAUCAAAUUGAUCAGAAAUACAGUGUAGACAUUGUUAAAGUUGUAAAUGGCUAUUGUAGCUGGAAUUGGCUGAUUUUUAAUGGAAUAUCUACAUAGGCGUACAGAGGCCCAUUAUCAGCAACCAUCAGCCAUCAUUAGAAAACCCUUUUGCAAUUAUGUUAGCACAGCUGAAAACUGUUGUGCUGAUUAAAGAAGCAAUAAAACUGGCCUUCUUGAGACUAGUUGUGGAUCUGGAGCAUCAGCAAUUGUGGGUUCGAUUACAGGCUCAAAAUGGCCAGAAACAAAUAACUUUCUUCUGAAACUCGUCAGUCUAUUCUUGUUCUGAGAAAUGAAGGCUAUUCCAUGCGAGAAAUUGCCAUGAAACUGAAGAUCUCGUACAACGCUGUGUACUACGCCCUUCACAGAACAGCACAAACUGUCUCUAACCAGAAUAGAAAGAGGAGUGGGAGGCCCCAGUGCACAACUGAGCAAGAGGACAAAUACAUUAGAGUGUCUAGUUUGAGAAACAGAUGUCUUCAGUUUCUUGGCAAUUCCUCGCAUGGAAUAGCCUUCAUUUCUCAGAACAAGAAUAGACUGACGAGUUUCAGAAGAAAGUUCUUUGUUUCUGGCCAUUUUGAUCCUGUAAUCGAACCCACAAUUGCUGAUGCUCCAGAUACUCAACUAGUCUCAAGAAGGCCAGUUUUAUUGCUUCUUUACUCAGCACAACAGUUUUCAGCUGUGGCAACAUAAUUGCAAAAGGGUUUUCUAAUGCUCAAUUAGCCUUUUAAAAUGAUAAACUUGGAAUAGCAAACACAACGUGCCAUUGGAACACAGGACUGAUGGUUGCUGAUAAUGGGCCUCUGUACGCCUAUGUAGAUAUUCCAUUAAAAAUCAGCCGUUUCCAGCUACAAUAGCCAUUUACAACAUUAACAAUCUCUACACUGUAUUUCUGAUCAAUUUGAUGUUAUUUUAAUGGACCAAAAAAUUGAUUUUUGUUUUGAAAACAAGUACAUUUCUAAGUGAGCCCAAACUUUUGAACGGUAGUGUAUAUAUACAGUUUAAGUCGGAAGUUUACAUACACCUUAGCCAACUACAUUUAAACUCAGUUUUUCACAAUUCCUGACAUUUAAUCCUAGUAAAAACGCCCUGUUUUAGGUCAGUUAGGAUUUCUUUUGAUUUUCCCAUGAUGUCAAGCAAAGAGGCCCUGAGUUUGAAGGUAGGCCUUGAAAUAAAUCCACAGGUACAACUCCAAUGGACUCAAAUUAUGUCAAUUAGCCUAUCAGAAGCUUCUAAAGCCAUGACAUCAUUUUCUGGAAUUUUCCAAGCUGUUUAAAGGCACAGUCAACUUAGUGUAUGUAAACUUCUGACCCACUGGAAUUGUGAUACAGUGAAUUAUAAGUGAAAUAAUCUGUCUGUAAACAAUUGUUGGAAAAAUUACUUGUGUCAUGCACAAAGUAGAUGUCCUAACCGACUUGCCAAAACUAUAGUUUGUUAACAAGACAUUUGUGGAGUGGUUGAAAAAUGAGUUUUAAUGACACCAACCUAAGUGUAUGUAAACUUCCGACUUCAACUGUGUGUGUGUAUAUAUAUAUAUAUAUAUAUAUAUAUAUAUAUAGUUAGGGUAUAAUGUGUAUAUUUAUGUUGUAUAUACAGGGCGCAUUUGUAAAAGAGACCUAGGUCUCAAUAUGUCUUCCCUGUUAAAAUAAAGGUUCAUUAAAAAAUAAGAAUAUUGUGUUUGGGUGAGAAUUGGAUCCCAGUGUACAGCCAAUGACCCACUGGGGCUAUCCAUUUCACCUCUCUAAUGCCUCUUGUUUUCCCUCUCUCUGUCCUGCCUCAGAUGGAGGUAAGUGAGAGAUGGGGCUGUUUGGUUCCUGCAGAUCACUUUUCACACAGGCACAGAGGGUAGGGAGAGAAGUAGGGGAGGGGAGGGGAUGGGGGGAAGGGAAGGGUGACUGAACAGAUUUCCCCAGGGUUCAACAUAAUCUGCAUCAACAUAAUUCCAUCUGUUUUCCAAGCUGUUCCCAAAUAGUCCCGUUUUAUGGCCACUUUAAAACCUAUAAAGAGAGACAAUAAUCCAUUGAAAGUACAUUUCUUCAAACUCUUAUUUAACCGUAUUUAACUUUGAGGCAUUAGAAUCACUAUAGACAGAACUUGGCGGAGUGGAAAACCUGCAAGGUAGAUCUGGGUGGCUUUGUAUGUUCAGAAGUAUAAUGCUCAUUAUCAUUGCAUGUGUGGAGUUGUGUUUGUGUGUUGUAAAUUGACUGGUGUGAUGUGGAUUUGUUUAGAAAGGGCAUAAGUGAACUGGCUUUGUCUGAACUGGUGAGGUAUUUUUGUGUAUGUUAAGAGUUAUAGGGUUUCUAUAAUGUGAUUAUGACCUCUCGGUGGUGUGGUUUAGGAUCAGAAUGGGUGGACCCCGAGGACCCCACAGUCAUCGCAGAGACUGAGCUGUUGGGAGCGGCAGCCUCAAUCGAAGCCGCAGCCAAGAAACUGGAGCAGCUGAAACCCAGAGCCAAGCCCAAGGUAGGCCUACCAGUCCCCUUCUCAACCACCUCCAACAUCUCCCUCCACACCUCUCAGACCAGACCAGACCUCCAACACAGAACACACCUAUCUACUAACCUAUCUACUCACUCAUCAGGAAGGCUACCUGGGCCAAAGAUAACAAAAGUUCACAUUGACUUUGAAGUACGGUAAUCUGUUACAGUCUCAGAGCUGCUAUUAGAGAUUGGGAUUUGUUGGGGGGAAUUGGGAGUAUUAUGUGAACUGUAGCCCACCUGUAAAACUAUGCUGACUCAAGACAGCCUACUUGUGUGUUCUGUGAGCUUGCAGAAUGUUGAAGUAUUUAUGGACGUUGGAAAGUUUUGUCUGGGGAGCAAUCUGGUGUUUUUAUUGAGAUUCUGUAGAACCGUGUUGCCAGGAGACAAUUACAUUACUGGGACCUUAAGCUUUUGUUGGAAUGAGUUCACAUUUGUGAUGAUCUGUCUGAAACCUAUUGAAGGAAAGUUCAUCCUCCUUGUUGAACCCAUUUCCUUUGUUUUAUUACAGCAUUCCUUUGUUUUCAGACUAAAAUAAGAAGGGCCUUUCUCGGCCCAAGGUGUUCACCCACUUCAUGGAGUGAUAUUGCACAACCCAACUUUACUGCUCUUAAAAAAACUGUCUGUAACAAAACUAUGACUAUCUCUGUGAGUACUUAUGCAUUGUCUGAAAUUUGAUUACGAAAGUUGAACAGCAAGUAUGUAAGGUGUGAGCUGUAUACAUUUGUGUGUUUGUUUGUGUGUGAUGUGUGUAGAUUGAACCUCUGAUCCUCCCUAUACUCUUCCUCCUUCUCCUGUAGUACUCUGUGGUGUUCUUGUUUUGUGUCAUUGGUUGAUCAGAUCUGGUCCCUCUCUCCAGCUCUCUGGUGAUGUACUAAACAUGGCUGGAGAAUCUCCUGUUUUCAUAAGAGACUUCCUGCAGUCUCAGGUCCAGACUUCAGCAGAGCCCAGUGUUUAUGAGAGGGGGGUGUAGGGAGGUUUGCUUCUUUUGGAUGUCAGUAUCUGUCUGCCCUCUAGUGAACUGUUAACAAUGGUGCAUGCUUUCUUCUUCCACAAGGCAGAGAGACAGGGCAGAGAUUUUGAGAUCUUUGUUUAUAUCAUGAAACAAUCAUUCUUACCAGCUACGGUAUAUGAUGUUUACUACUAUAUUAUGGAAGGUGUAGAAUACCUUAGACCUCAAAAUAUCAAACCCACAGUACACCUUCAGAAAGGGACACUGAAUAAAACAUCUAAAUCAGUGUAAACAAUGUUUCCUCUAAUGACGAGGUAGUGUCUGUGACUAUUUACAACCCCUUCUGUUCACCUUCUACUCCCUCCUUCCAUACUUCCCUCUCUGUGCCCCUUCUCCCCUCCCUCCCACCCUGUAGAAGGGCCUCUCUCGCCCCAGCAUGCUUCACUCUUCCUCCAUUCUCUUGAGAUGUUGUAGACCUGGAAGCCUUCUCUGCAGGCCUCUGUCUGAUAUGUUUGAUAUAUUAGGUUGUUAUUCAGUCCAGCUAUAUAUCAAACAUAUUCCUACAGUGUCCCGCCCUGUCUCCAGCCACGUGUGCCUUGUGUGUUGGUGAUGCUGGCAUGAUCUGUGGUCACUGACUAGUGUAGUCUACUGAGACAGGAGUGACAUUAUUCGUAUUUCCCAAGUAAUCUAUUUUCCUUUUUAGAAUGGGUGCUUCUGUAUCUUGCAAAGUGUUUUGUUUGGACUUUUCAACAGCAAACAGUAUUUGAAGAUCUGUGGAAUGAUUCCCCAUUAUGAAAUGUGUUGGUGGAUGUGAUUGGCCAGUAACUCAACAUGGCACCAUAAAACAACCAAUGGAGUUUGGUCUCCCGAGUGGCGCAGUUGCAGUGCUAACUGUGCAACUAGAGAUCCUGGUUCGAAUCCAGGCUCUGUCGUAGCCGGCCGCGACCGGGAGACCCAUGGGGCGGCGCACAAUUGGCUCAGCGUCGUCCAGGGUAGGGGAGGGAAUGGCCGGCAGGGAUGUAGCUCAGUUGGUAGAGCAUGGCGUUUGCAAUGCCAGGGUUGUGGGUUCGAUUCCCACAGGGUGCCAGUAUGAAAAAUAAAAAAAAUAAUGUAUGCACUCACUAACUGUAAGUCGCUCUGGAUAAGAGCGUCUGCUAAAUGACUCAAAUGUAAAUGUAAAAUGUUGUUUUGUCUUAUUGCCACAAGAUAUCGCCCCCUAGUGCAUUUCCAUGGUUAAAUGUGUGCUUUUGCUUUUAGCAAGCAGAUGAGACGCUGGACUUUGAGGAGCAGAUCCUGGAGGCAGCAAAGUCCAUAGCUGCAGCCACUAGUGCCCUGGUGAAGUCUGCUUCUGCAGCACAGAGAGAGCUGGUGGCACAGGGCAAGGUCAGUUACAACUGUUUUGGAAUCAUAAUUGUCUGAAUGUCACCUCAGCAACAAAAAACAUAAGUCUGUGAAAUGUAUCUUUCUCUGCCCUCCAGGUGGGAUCCAUUCUUGCCAAUGCUGUGGAUGAUGGCCAGUGGUCACAGGGUCUCAUAUCUGCUGUGAGUUUCCAGCAUUGUUUCUUUUUUACAUGUAAUAUUAAAACAUAACUUGACCAUGAAACUGUGCAUGGUGAAUCAAUGUUUCUGUCUGAGGCUGUACCCUGAUGUGUGGUUGCUAUUCCCUGUAGGCGAGGAUGGUGGCGGCAGCGACCAGUAACCUGUGUGAGGCGGCCAAUGCCUCAGUCCAGGGACACGCCAGUGAAGAGAAGCUCAUCUCCUCAGCCAAGCAGGUGGCAGCCUCCACAGCUCAGCUCCUAGUGGCCUGCAAGGUCAAAGCUCAACCGGACUCCGAGGCCAUGAGGAGACUGCAGGUAUAGCCCUACUAAACACAACACAACCCACUGGGUUCCACUGCUGUCUCUCUGACUUCGCCUCCACACACUAUGAUCACACUAUGAUGGCAUUAACCAUGGGUUCUGUAUCCCUAAGGCUGCUGGGAACGCGGUCAAGCGGGCAUCAGACAACCUGGUGAAGGCGGCUCAGAAAGCAGCCUUUGACAAAGCUGAUGACGACAGUGUGGUGGUCAAGACCAAGUUCGUGGGUGGCAUUGCUCAGGUGAGAUUUUAGAGUUUAUAUUCUAAAUACCCUAUAAGUGACACAUUGAAGUGUCACUUCAAUUUUACUUUGUGCAUUUUCCACCUCUACCUCCUCAACUGUUCCCAACUUUAAUGUUGCCUUCACAUGCAAAUGUUUCCUCUCUAAUGAAAUGGUUUUGAAAUUGAGGUAGGCCACUACAGUAUGACUGAAUAGAACAACAGCUGCGAUUCAAAUCUGUGGUUUAGCAGGCAUCCACAGCUGCCUCAACAUCAAGUCCCUUGAAAAGUUUUUACAUUCUUCUGGCCCAGCAGACAAGUUAUCCACUCCCUUUUCAUCCAUGGCCAUAUGUAGAGUAAUUGAGGAGUGGAUGUCUAUUUCAUAGCCUAGGGCUAACUUCUACCUAAGAAGCUUUGUUUUCAACUGAGGAAGGUGAUUGAGUGUCUUCCAGAAAUCAUAUUGUGCGUGCAUUUGUGCAUAUUUGUGUGUGCCUGAGUGUGCGGGCGUGCGUGCAUGGGUGUGUAUAACACUGAAGGGCUUCUAGCCAGCACCCCUCCAGAGGCACUCUCCCAAAGCGGGUCUCUCUCAAGUGGGCUAGUCAUAACCCACCCGCCGCCAUCUCCCAAAUCCACAAGAGCUCCUUGCUUAAGAAAAUAAAUAGAUACUUACUGCAUACUUACAUUUAAGACAUUCCACUAGUUACCACAGAACAGUUAUGUUAAUUCUAGGUUUUCUAUAACCCGCUUUAAAGAAACCUACUGUGAAAUGGAGUAUGAGCAGUAUUCCAAAUGUUCUGAAGAAAAUACUUCCUUUGUAGAACUCAAUCAAGUCCAUAUGUACAUUAAAGGGACUCAAGGAAAUGGUUUCAUGAUUUUAUUACCUGUUGGGUUGGAGUGUUACAGGACAGAUUGGAGAUGAGCAGACUGAAGCAUGUAUUUAACCCUUUCCUCCCCUCUUCAGAUCAUUGCAGCCCAGGAGGAGAUGCUGAGGAAAGAGAGAGAGCUGGAGGAGGCCAGGAAAAAGCUGGCUCAGAUCAGACAGCAGCAGUACAAGUUCCUGCCCACUGAACUGAGGGAGGAUGAGAGAUGA